Messenger RNA from Branchiostoma floridae (Florida lancelet), 46047 nucleotides. RefSeq names its product titin-like. The coding region runs from base 1 to 46047 and encodes 15348 amino acids. The transcript has 227 exons. Lineage: Eukaryota; Metazoa; Chordata; Leptocardii; Amphioxiformes; Branchiostomatidae. Gene Ontology annotation, molecular function: protein binding. The record is from RefSeq and is a predicted model, not a curated record.
AUGGUGGUGCCUGUUCCUUGCAGGGUGAUCGUUGCCCACAAGCUGCUGGAGGGUGUGGAGUACGUCUUCCGCGUUAGGGCAGAGAACAACAUCGGAGUCGGCCCGCCAGCCGAGUCCAAGCCUACCCUGGCCAGGAGCCCAUAUGGACCCCCUGGACCACCAGAGGCACCAGAAAUUACGAAGUCCGGCCGGAACUGGCUGAACAUCGUCUGGCAGAAGCCGAAGGACGACGGCGGCGCUCCGGUCUCUGGCUACUGGCUGGAGCGCAAGGAGCCCACCGGAGCCAGGUGGAUGCAGAUCAACAGACUCGCCAUUGAAGACAUGCACCAUAAGGUGACAGGACUGGUGGAGGGAACACAGUACGAGUUCCGUGUGGCCGCAGAGAACAGGGCUGGGGUUGGCCCACCAAGCUUCCCCAGCGUGCCUAGGGCACCAGCUACACCAAUCAGACUGCCAGGCCCACCCACACCCAAGGUUGUGGAUGUGACUCGCCGCUCCGUAUCCCUCCGCUGGCUGCCUCCUGAGGAUGAUGGCGGCUCCCGCAUCAUCGGUUAUGUGGUGGAGCGCCGCCAGUUCGACUCCGACAUUUGGGAUGUCUGCCAUACCACGGAGAGGAUUGUGGGACAGGAACUGACGAUGGGUGACCUCACCGAAAACACGAAGUACGUCUUCCGGGUCAGCGCCGUGAACCUUGCCGGGCAGGGCGAGAGCGCCGAGACCCCGGGCAUCACUCAGGUGAGAGACCCGACCGAGAUGCCGGACUACGAGCUUGACGCCUCCGUGAAGGAGCUGAUGAUCGUGAAGGUGGGAACUCCGCUCAGGAUCCCCGUUUUCAUCAAGGGCAAGCCGAGACCCAGCAUGGAGUGGAGCUUCAACGGACAGGUUCUUGUUAACGACCGCAUGAAGACAGAAAACACGGAGAUUUCCCACACUCUGGUGAUCUCCCCGUGUGAGAAGAAGGACGCAGGACGCUACACACUGCACCUGGAGAACCCUCUGGGUGACGUCAGCGUCAACAUCAGGGUCAAGGUCGUUGGUCCACCCGGCCCGCCGACCACACCGUUUAAGGUUGGCCGUGUUCUGGAGAACGCUGUGCCGCUCAGUUGGGGCAUGCCUGACGAUAACGGCGGUAGCGAGAUCUCCAACUACAUCGUGGAGAAACGCAUCGUCGGACAGAAGGGCUGGUACAAGGUGAGCUCCAACGUAGCCCGACAGAACAUCGUUGUGUCGCGGCUGGAGAAGGACUAUCAGUACCUGUUCCGCGUCGCCGCCGAGAACCAGUACGGCAUUGGCCCCUUCAUCGAGACGGACGGGCCCGUCACCGCAUCCGACCCGAUCGUUCCACCGGACAUGCCCGAGCACCUGGACAUCACCCGGGUGACCAGGAAGACGGUGGAGCUGGUCUGGAAGCGGCCCAAGUAUGACGGCGGCUCGCCAAUCACAGGAUACAUCGUGGAGAGCCGCAACCUCAAAGAUGACAUUGACGACUGGAACUUGUGUAACGACUACCAACUAAAGGACCUGGGCUUCAUCGUCACGGGCCUGAUCGAGAACGACAAGUACGAGUUCAAGGUCGCCGCCCAGAACAAGGUCGGCACCGGCAAGUACAACAACACCCGCGCAGUCCAGGUCAAGGACGAGAUCGAACAACCCGACUGUAACAUCGACCUCCGCCUGGGUGACAACAUCACCGUGAAGGAGGGAACCACCAUCGACAUCGGCGCCCGCAUCAAGGGCAAGCCGGACCUCGAGGUCACCUGGACGGCGGACGAGAACGCCUUGACUGACAGCGGAAGCACUCCGCGGUCUUCCCGUGCUUCUACGCCCGCAGUCGGCAUGAGUGCCAGAGUGCUGGAGGCCAGCGACAGGGUCAUCAUGUCGGUUGACGCGCCCCGUGCGCGUCUUGAAGUGAUGAACGCGCGACGCUCUGACCGCGGGAAGUACGCCAUCACGGUGUCCAACAAGGCCGGCAAGAAGUCCAGCUCUAUCAACGUUAACGUGCUGGCCAAGCCCGGACCGCCUACGAAGCUGAACAUUGAUGAGAUCACCAACAGCUACGCCAUCCUGAACUGGGAACCCCCGGAGGAUGAUGGAGGGAGCCCUGUUCUGAACUACGUCGUCUUGAAGAAGGACACGGCCAGGAACGUCUGGGCACCCGUUGCCGAGGCGUACCCCGUGGCCAAACAGACGAUCCACAUUCCGAACCUGCUGGAGGGCAGCGAGUAUGUCUUCCGCGUCCAGGCGGAGAACCAGAUCGGCAUCGGCCUGCCUAACGACAGCAUGCCGAUCGUCGCGAGGUGGCGCUACCGUGUGCCUGACGCACCGGACGCGCCGUCCAUCUCCGACAUCCGUCGCAACGCCAUGACGGCCACCUGGCGCGAGCCCUUCAACGGAGGGUCAAAGGUCACAGGUUACUACCUGGAGAAGAAGGAGAAGGACGCCUCCCGUUGGCUGCCGGUCAACCAGGAGCCGAUCCCAUCCAAAACCCACAGGAUUACUGGCCUGCUGGAGGGAAUGGACUACGUGUUCCGUGUGAAGGCCGAGAACCGCGCCGGUGUCGGCCCGCCCGGACCCCCGUCCCGCCCGCAGAAGGCUGAGGACCCCAUCGACCCUCCCGGUCCUGUUGUUGACCCCGAGUGUUACGAGGUCACCCGCUCCAGCGCUUCCAUCCACUGGAAGAAGCCGGAAACGGACGGCGGCAGCAGGAUUCUGGGAUACAUCGUGGAGAAACGCAAGGCGGACAGCGACCUCUGGACGUCUUGCCAUGACACUGAGAUGCACAGGUCCCUGGACCUGGUUGUGCCGAGCCUGCUGACUGGCCAGAAGUACGUGUUCCGCGUCUGCGCAGUGAACCGUGCCGGACGUGGUCCAUGGGAGGCUGUGCCCGGGACCAUCCUCAUCAAGGAGAGGGAAGAGCCCCUUGUGCUGAACCUGGACGCCACCUUCAAGGAGCUGUAUGUGCUCCGUGCCGGAACUGUCCUCAGGAUUCCCGUCCACAUCGGCGGCCGCCCUGAGCCCAAGAUCGAGUGGCUCAAGGAAGGCCAGAAGACGCAUGGAAGGACUCUGAUUGAGAACACCGCCAUCAGCACCACCCUGCUGAUCAAGAACGUGUACAAGAGCGACGCUGGCGAGUACAUGUGUCGCAUCUCCAACGCCAGCGGCAAAAAGGAGUGCCGCGUACAGGUGCGUGUGGUAGACAAGCCCAGCGUGCCGCUGAACCUGCACAGCAAGCCUGAGGAGAUCACCUCGGACAUGAUCCCGCUGUACUGGGACCCGCCGGAGGAUGACGGCGGGGCGAAGAUCACGCACUACAUCGUGGAGAAGCGUGAGGCGAAACGUGCUGCCUGGGCAUCCGUGUGCAACACUGUUAGAACGACCUGCAUUGCACCGGAACUUGUGGAGAAAAUGGUCUACGAGUUCCGUGUACGUGCAGUCAACGAGAUCGGCGAGGGCGAGAAUGCGCUGAGUGGCAAGAUUCGUUGCCAACCACCGCUCUCUCCCCCUGGCCCCCCACUCAUGCUGGAUGUCGAGGACACCACGAAGGACAGUAUCCUGCUGGACUGGGACCCGCCCCGCGAGGACGGCGGCAGCAAGGUUCUGGGCUACUUUGUCGAGAUGAAGGGACCAGAGGACACCGACUGGCGCAAAGUCAACAUGGAGUCCUUCACGUCAAGCCGUUGGCUGGUGAAGAACCUGAAGGAUGACGUUGACUACGACUUCCAGGUGAAGGCGACAAACGCCAUCGGCGUGGGCCCGCCCAGCGAGCCCAUCACUGGCGCAAGGUGCUUCGAACUGCCGAGUGCGCCCGCCAUUGACCUGGCCAUCUCCAUGCGUGACCUGGUGGUCGUGAAGGCCGGAACCCACAUCAAACUGCACGCCCGCAUCGAGGGCUACCCCUACCCCACCGCACAGUGGCUGUUUAAGGGCGAGCCCCUGGAGGCGGGAGAUCGCUACUCCAUGAAGACCACGAAGAACUCCGCAGAGCUGCUGGUGAAGCCGAGUCUGCGCAGCGACACCGGGCGGUACCACCUGGUAGUGAAGAACCUGGCGGGAACCCGCAAGGCGCCCAUCAACGUCAAGGUUCUCGACCGCCCCGGCCCGCCAAAGGCCCCGGUACAGUUUGAGGACAUCCACCAGGACCAGGUGACGCUCAGGUGGAACGUACCUGCCGACGACGGCGGCACGGAAGUCACCAACUACAUCGUGGAGCGCCGCGAGGCCGCCAAGACCUUCUGGACAACCGUGAACUCGAACCUGUCCAGGACGAGGAUCAUGGUACCGAAGCUUAUUGAGGGAACGCCUUACGUGUUCCGCAUCAAGGCUGAGAACAAGAUGGGCAUCAGCGAUCCGCUCGACUCCGAGCCGGUCACACCAAAGAGCCCAUACGACCUGCCCGGCCCUCCACAGGAGCUACGCAUCAUUAACGUGCAGAGCGACUCCAUGAGCCUGACCUGGCUGGAGCCGGACUAUGACGGCGGCUCGCCCGUCCAGGGAUACUUCCUGGAGAAACGGGACAAGAUCAGCAAGAGGUGGCUCAAGAUCGAGAAAGACAUGCUCACAACGACGACCUACAAGGUGGGAGGCCUGAUCGAAGGCUUCUCAUACGAAUUCCGCGUCAGCGCCAAGAACGUUGUCGGCACCGGACCUCCGUCUGAGCCGACCUUCCCGGCCGUGGCAAGGCCACCACUCGACCCCCCGGACCCCCCAUUGGAGCCCCACGUGGUUGACCAGACCCGCUCUACCGUGGAUCUGGAGUGGGACGAGCCCGUGUAUGACGGCAGUCUGCCCAUCGAGGGCUACCUGGUGGAGCACAGACUCAAAGGUGUGGAGACCUGGACCAAGUCGCACGACACCAGCAUGGUGGCGAACAUGUACUACACCGUCGCUGGGCUGGAGGAGGGACGCGAGUACCAGUUCCGCGUCUUCGCCAUCAACGGCGCCGGCAAGAGCAAGCCUGCCGAGGUGCCUGGCUUCACCGUGGUUAGAGACAUUACAAUUUACCCUGAGAUCGAGCUGGACGCCUCCUGUAAGGACACCGUGUACGCACGCGCCAACCAGAACGUCCGGAUGCCGGUCUACAUCAAGGGCCGACCCGAUCCCAAGAUCAUGUGGUCCAAGGAGGGCAAGGACCUGCCUGGACACAUCACCAUCGAGAAACUCGCUAUCGGAGAGGUUCUUAAGAUGAAGGUGACCCGACCCGACAGUGGUCGCUACACCGUACAGAUAUCCAACGUGUGCGGGGAGGUGUCCAAGAACAUCAACUUGGUUGUUCUGGACCGCCCUGGCCCACCGAGGAACAUCACAGUGAAGUAUGUGAAGAAGGACUCGUGCGUCUUGAACUGGGACAUCCCUGAAGACGACGGCGGCUCCCAGAUCACGAACUACAUCGUGGAGCGCCGCCUGCCGAACGAGAACCUGUGGCGCAACGUCACCUCCAACAUCCGGUCGCGCGUGAGCAAGGUCAUGGGUCUGAACGAGGGUUACAGCUACUUCUUCCGGGUCAAGGCUGAGAACAAGUACGGCAUCGGCCUGCCGGUGGAGACCACAGAGCCUACCCUGGCUGCAGAUCCUAUUGACCGUCCUACUGAACCACGUGACCUGGAGGUCACGGCCGUGACCAAUAACAGCGUGUCCCUGAAGUGGCUCCAGCCGACGUACGAUGGCGGCAGCCCGCUCACCACCUACAUCGUGGAGCGGUGCAGACUGGGAGAAUCCGACCACACGCGCAUCAACACGGACGACCUGCUGGAGUGCGCGUACACCGCCACUGGCCUGAACCCUGGAGCCAAGUACGAGUUCCGGGUCAAGGCCAGGAACAUCCGGUACAUCGGACCGCCUUCCACGCCUACUCCCUUCAUUGAAGCUAGAGAUGACACAAAGCCGCCUAAGAUUGAGCUGGACCUGCGCCUGCUUGACGUGCUGGUGGUGCGGGCAGGUACCAAGGUGCACCUGGAAGGGCGCAUCGCUGGCGUGCCGCUGCCGGCCGUCAAGUGGUCUCGCGGAGGAAAGGAGAUCGCAACCAGCGAUCACUACGAGGUGACCACUGUUGGAAAAGAGACCUGUCUUACUCUCCGAUCCGCCAGGAGGCGUGACACCGGAAGCUACGAGGUCAACGUGACAAACUCUGCUGGCGCCAUGAACGCAACGGCCAAGGUCAUCGUUCAAGAUGUUCCUGGCCCACCCGUUGGCCCGCUCAAGAUCCGCGAGAUGACGUCAGAGUCCAUGACCAUCGAGUGGAAGAUGCCACAUGACGAUGGCGGCGCGGAAGUGACGUCAUACCUAGUGGAGAAGAUGGACACGAAGAUCGGCCACUGGUUCCCGGUGGACACGUCUGUCACAAAGUUCUCUCUCAAGGUCACCCAACUGAUGGAGGGCCACGAGUACCAGUUCCGCAUCCGCGGCAGGAACAAGAUCGGUCUCGGCGAGCCCUUCGUUUCCAAGCCGAGGAUCGCCAAGAGACCUUACGACCUGCCGGGCCCGCCGUCCGCACCCAUCGUGCACACGGUGUUCCCUGACAACGCCACGCUGAUCUGGCAGCCACCAGAGUCGGACGGAGGCAGUGAGAUCUCCCGGUACAUCCUGGAGAAGAAGGACAUCAAUAGCAUCAAGUGGGUUCGCGCGGUCGAGACGAUCAGCAGCGACACCCGCUACAACGUGCCGAACCUGGUGGAGGGGAUGGAGUACCAGUUCCGGGCGGCGGCCGAGAACGCCGCGGGCCUGGGCAAGUGGGGACCCCCGUCCACACCCAUCAUCGCCCGCGAGCCUAUCGACCUGCCGGACCCGCCUGUGAAUCCCAAGUGCAUCGACACGACCCGCUCAUCCGCAACCAUCGCCUGGAAGAAACCAAUUCUGGAUGGUGGCAGCGACAUUGUCGGAUAUCUCGUGGAAUAUCGCGCGGCCGACAGCGAGAACUGGGAGAUCGGAACGCCAAAGAUCCACACACUGCAGUUCGUGGUGACUGACCUGACGGAGGGAGCUGAGUACUACUUCCGGGUCAGCGCCAUCAACGAGGCUGGUGUUGGUCCUCCUGGUGACUGCCCUGGAAAGGUGCUCAUCAAGGACAUCCUGGCCUCUCCAGACUUUGAGCUGGACGCCAGCAUGAAGAAGACGCUGACUGUUCGCGCCGGGCAGCCCAUCCGCAUGUACGUGUCUAUCAGCGGCCGGCCUGAGCCCGAGAUCCGCUGGGAGAAGGAGGGGCAGCCGCUGGACUACAGGGCUGAGGUGGAGAACACAGAGUACUCCUCCCAGCUCGCCAUCUACAACACAAACCGGUACGACGCCGGGAGGUACGACCUCAUCCUGAAGAACGCUGUCGGUGAGAAGACGGCUUCCGUCAACGUUAAGGUGUUCGACACACCUGGACCACCUGGCCCCAUCACCAUUAAGGAGGUGUCCAAGGACCACAUGGUGAUCACCUGGACGCCGCCCACGGUGGACGGAGGCAGCGCUGUCUCCAAUUACAUCGUGGAGAAGCGUGACGAGAGCCGCCGCACAUGGAGCACCGUCACCACCAACAACCCCAAACUGUCCUGCCGCAUUCCCAACCUGGUCGAGACGGUCACCUACUUCUUCCAGGUGUUCGCGGAGAACAAGUACGGCAUCGGCGAGCCCGUGGAGUCCAUGCCUGCCAAGGCACAGGACGCAGUCGGCCCGCCCGGUCCCGUGGUGAAGCUCCACGUGGCAGACAUCACCCGCAUCACCGCAGUCCUGGAGUGGACCAAGCCCACCUUCGACGGAGGGUCAAAGGUCACAGGUUACGUGGUGGAGACCCAGGAGGCAGGAAGUGUCGAGUGGGAGAAGGCCGGACUGGCGACGGAAUGUCACUACCAGGUCCUAGGCCUGACCCCUGGACAUGGCUUCCGCUUCCGGGUCAAGGCCCAGAACGCCGCCGGCCAGGGCGACCCGUCCGACACGGAAAUGUACAAGGCUCAAGAUGAAAAGAUUGCUCCGAAGAUCAACCUGGACGUGACCAUGCGAGAGACCGUUGUGGUAAAGGCAGGACACACACUGACCAUCUAUGCUGGCAUCAGUGGCAAGCCUGUGCCGCACACACGCUGGGCUAAGGACGGAGCGAUGAUGAAGCCAGACAGACGUCUGAUGUUUAAGAAGUCUCACACGGAGACAAGGUUUAGUCUGAAGGAGGUGACCCGCGCAGACGGAGGAACCUACGCACUCAGGGCCUACAACGACGCCGGCGAGAAGACCGCCAACGUCUUUGUCAAGGUUCUUGACAAGCCCGGCCCUCCCGCCAGCCUCCAGAUCGAUGAAGUCACCGCCAACUCCGUCAGCAUCUCAUGGCGUCCGCCCACCGAUAACGGCGGGGUGGAGGUCAACAACUACCUGGUGGAGAGAUGUGACGUGCAACGUGGCGUGUGGCUGACCGUGAACGCUAACGUGACCAGGUUCAUGUUCAAGUUCCCUGACCUGACCAAGGGCCGUGAGUACGCCUUCCGCGUCAUGGCCGAGAACAGGAUCGGCGUGGGCGAGCCCGCCGCCACCGAGAAGGUGGUCGCCAGGGACGCUGUCGAGCCCCCGGGCCCACCCUCUGCUCCUGAGAUCACGGAGAUCUGUAAGGACGCGAUCGGUUGCGCCUGGGAACCGCCUCAGUACGACGGGGGUAGCGCCAUCACCGGCUACAUCAUCGAGCGGCGAGAGAAGCAGUCCCGCCGCUGGAUCAAGCUCAACCGCGAGGCCGUCAAGAAGCGCGAGUACCGCUCAGAGGGCCUGCUGGAGGGCUUCGAGUACGACUUCCGCGUCCGUGCCGUUAACCAGGCCGGCCCUGGAGACCCCAGCGAGCCGUCCGUGCCGGUACGGGCCGAGGAGCAGAUCUCCCCGCCGCGCAACCUGCGCGUCAUCGACUACUCCCGAUCCUUCAUCACCAUCGCCUGGGAACCGCCAGAGUUUGACGCUGGUAGCAAGAUUCUCGGAUAUUUCAUCUGGAGACGCAACAUUGAAUACAAGGGCUGGGCACCGUGUAACGAGAAGAUCUGGACGGACCGCCGGUUCCACAUCAAGGCUCUCACGGAGCACAAGAAGUACCUGUUCAUGGUCAAGGCCAAGAACUCUGCUGGGAUGAUCAGUCUUCCGGCCACCAUCGGACCUGUGGAGACCAAGGACGAGUUCGAGCCUCCAAAGAUCCUCCUGUCGGAGACUUUUAAGGACGUCAUCACCGUGAAGGCAGGUGAGACGGUCAACGUCAACAUCAACUUCACGGGCCGCCCCCGCCCCAGGGCCACCUGGGAGAAGGACGACAGCACGCUCACACUCAGGGACCGUAUCCGAGUGGAGACGACGCCUGAGAACAGCCUGCUGACUUUGGAGAAGACCGAACGGUCCGACACAGGAAAAUACACGCUCAACGUCAGGAACGAGGCAGGGCAGAGGAAUGCCAUUGUCCGCCUUAUCGUACAAGACAAGCCGUCGCCGCCGCAGGCUCCCGUGGAGACCAGCAAGGUGAGCGGCGAGACGUGCAUGGUGAAGUGGAAGCCGCCCAAAGAUGAUGGUGGCAGUCCAAUCCACUCCUACAUCAUCGAGAAGCGCGACACCACGCGUCAGGUCUGGACACGGGCCGCCACUGUGGACGCCGGCAAGCUGAGCGCGCAGGUGACGAAGCUGACCCGCGGCCAGCAGUACGUGAUGCGCGUGUCCGCACAGAACGCCAUCGGCACCAGCGACCCGCAGAUCGGGGAACCCUUCCUCGCAAGGGACUUUUUCGACGUUCCGGGCCCACCUGGCCAACCCCAGAUCAUCAAGGUGUGCAAGAAGUACGUGCACCUGACCUGGACUCCACCAAUCAACGACGGCGGCAGCAAGGUCACAGGUUACCUCAUCGAGAGGAGUGACCUCUGCCCCUCCAUCACGACCUUCUGGAUCCGCUGCGUGGAUGACGUCAUCAAGGACACGGAGUACGUCAUCCAUAACCUGUUCGAGGGCUGCGAUUACGAGUUCCGCGUCACGGCCUGCAACGCCGCGGGCUGGGGCAUCCCCAGCGAGGGGUCAGAGGAGGUCAAGGUUCGCGACCCUGUCGCGCCCCCUGUCGCCCCUGGCAAGCCUGAGCUGAUGGAGCUGACCAAGUCCUCCAUCAAGCUGAACUGGUCCCGCCCGUACUACGACGGCGGUAGCCCCAUCAUCGGCUACAUCCUGGAGGCCAGGAAGGAGGGCCAGGAGGAAUGGGCCAGAGUUCACAGGCCUGAGUACAUUAUUGAGCGAGAAUGGACCCUGAAGGACCUGACGGAAGGCACCAAGUACGACUUCCGCGUCUUCGCCUUUAACGAUGCCGGGCAGAGCGAGGCUAGCGAGAACUCGGGCAUCAUCGAAGUCAAGGAGAUCAUCAUCCCUGCAGAUGUUGAGCCCGACGCGAGCCUGUGGCGCACACAGAUCGUGCGCUCCGGAACCGCGCUGCGCCUGUUCGUCCCCAUCAAGGGCAAACCCACACCAGAAAUCACCUGGACAAAGGGUGAGGAGAACCUUGAGGAGCGUGCGAACAUCACCAACACGGACACAGCAUCCAUAUUUGUCCUGCCGAACAUGCAGCGCCUGGACGCCGGGAAGUACUGCAUCACUGCCGAGAACAAGGCCGGCAAGAAGUCUUCCUUCAUCAACGUCAAGGUGCUAGGUCCACCUGGACCACCUGGCCCUAUCAAGGUCAAGGACAUCACCAAGGACUCUUGCAUCAUUCAGUGGUCCGCUCCAGACGAUGAUGGAGGCUCAGACGUCUUCAACUACAUCGUGGAGAAGAAGGAGGCCGGUCGUGUUGGCUGGGCCACCGUGACCUUCAAGCAACAGAAGAACACCUACCGCAUCACCAACCUGGUGGAGACAUGCACCUAUUACUUCCGGGUCAUAGGUGAGAACAAGUACGGCAUCGGCGAGCCUGUGGAGACAGAGGAGCCCAUCUGUGCACUGGACCCUGUCGAGCCGCCAGAGAAGCCCAAGAACCUUACCGUGGAGGAGGUUACCCCGGCAACCGUCUCCCUGGCCUGGAAGAGACCAGACUGGGAUGGAGGCAGCCGCAUCAGCGGGUACCUGGUGGAAUACCUCGCUCCUGGUGAGGAGGAGUGGACCAAGGCGGCCACGGCCAGGAACGUGAGCUACACCGUGUUCGGACUGGACCGCGACCAGACUUAUCGCUUCCGGGUCACGACCCUGACGGAGCUGUCUCAGAGCGUGCCGGCCGAGCUGCCAGAACCAAUCACAUGCAAGGAGGAGCAACUGGCUCCGACCCUUGACCUGAGCAGUAUCAAGGGCGACACGCUGAUCGUGAAGGGCGGCACGGACCUGACCCUCACCAUCCCGGUCCGCGGCGCGCCAGACCCCACCGUCGCCUGGAUGCAUGGCCUGCAGCAGAUCCAGGAGAAGGGCAGAUACUUCACCAAGAAGACGCGCGAGUUCACAAGACUCCAGAUCAAGAAGACGAAGAAGGAAGAUGGCGGGAAGUUCACGAUCACGGCACAGAACGUGGUCGGAAGUACCUCUGCUGUCUUCAACCUGAAAGUACUUGACAAACCUGGCCCUCCAUCCGGCCCCAUCACCUUCGAUGACGUCACAGACGAGUCGGUGAUGCUGGGCUGGGAGGCGCCUAAAGAUGACGGUGGGAGCGAGGUGACGCAUUACGUCGUGGAGAAGAGCGACGUACGCACGGCGCAGUGGCAGUACGUCAGCUCCGAGGUGCGCCGCACGCACCUGAAGGUGACGGGGCUGAACAAGGGCGCGCAGUACCAGUUCCGCGUCAGCGCAGAGAACCGCUUCGGCGUGGGCACUCCGCUCAAGUCCAGCAACUGCUACAUCAGGGCGCCGUUCGACGUUCCUGAGCCGCCACAGAACCUGAAGGUUGUGGGCGUGACCAAGUCGCAGAUCAAGAUCGCAUACGACCCACCGGAGAACGACGGCGGCGCGGCCGUGACCGGCUACAUGGUGGAGAGGAAGGAGAAGAACUCCCCCCGCUGGAUCAAGGCUACCAAGAUGCCCAUCUCAGACACGGAGUUCAGCUCUCUGGGUCUGAUGGAAGGCCUGCAGUACAUGCACCGCGUUCGCGCCGUUAACCAGGCCGGCACCGGGCCCGCCUGCGACCCCACCCCGCUGGUGAUCGCCAUGGACCCGAUCGCCCCGCCGCGCAACCUCGAGAUCCUGGAGGUCAGCUCCAAGUUCGUGCACGUGCAGUGGAAGAAGCCCAUCUACGACGGCGGCGCCCGCAUCACGGGUUACGUCAUCGAGGCGCGUGACGUGCGCGCGGAGAAGUGGGUCAAGUGUCACCUGGGCGAGGUGCUGAAGCUGGAGCACGUCAUCACUGACAUCAAGGCUCUACAGAAGUAUCAGUUCCGGGUCAAGGCCAAGAACGAGGCAGGAAACAUCAGCGAGCCGUCCAACCUGGCCGGCCCCGUGCUGACCAAGGACGACCUCCAGCCUCCAACCAUCACUCUGGACGCCAAGAUCAAGGACAACAAGGUCCAGGUUCACGCCGGCGACAAGCUGGUCAUCUCCGGAUUUGCUGGUGGCAAACCUGUGCCGACCAUGAUCUUCACUAAGGGCCGCUUGGUGCUACGCAGCCAAGGCCGUGUGUCGAUUGACCAGAAGGGGAAGGCAUUUGCCCUGUGUGUGAGCGACGCUUCCCGUGCUGACGCCGGGGAGUACACCAUCACUGCAGAGAACAACAGCGGAUCAGUCACCGUCAAUGUCAAGGUGUUGGUGAUGGGCAAGCCCGGACCCCCCAUGGGUCUUCAGGUGCUGGAGACCACGCCCGAGACUUGCACCGUCUCCUGGCAACCGCCGGAGGAUGACGGAGGAGCAGGCGUCACUAACUACGUCAUCGAGAAGAUGGACCUCAAGACCAAGAACUGGAAGAAGGUUUCUGGAGCUGUGAGAAAGACCACCUUCAAGAUACCGAAGCUGAUUCCGUUUAACGAGUACCAGUUCCGCGUCAGCGCGCAGAACAUGUUCGGUGUGGGCGAUCCGGCCACAACCGGAAACGUGCUUGCACGCCAUCCGUUUGACACCCCCGGACCCCCCGUCCAUGUUAAGGUGAGUGAGAUCACCAGGGAAAGCCUCAAGCUGCUCUGGUCCCCUCCCGAGAACGACGGAGGCUCCGAGAUCCUCGGCUUCUUCAUCGAGAAGAAGGAGAAGGUGAGCGUGCGCUGGGAGCGGCUGAACAAGGAGCCGGUGAUCGAGACGCGGUUCCGCGUGGAGGACCUGGAGGAGGGGCUGGAGUACGAGUUCAGGAUCAGCGCCGUGAACGCGGCCGGAGUCGGCAAGCCGAGCGCGCCGACCCUCCCCAUCACAGCACAGGACCCUGUCGACAAGCCCGGCCCACCUGGACCUCCCGAAGUAGAGGACACCACCAGGACCUCCAUCUCUCUCACCUGGACCAAACCAACUAGCGACGGGAGGAGCAAGAUCAUCGGCUAUGUCUUGGAGGUGCAGCCGGUGGGCACGGAGGAGUGGACCAAGGUGCACACCACCUCCACCAUCAAGCUCCAGUCGUACGUUGUAGACGAACUGACUGAGAAUAAGGAGUACGUGUUCCGCGUCAGCGCCGUGAACGCUGUCGGAGUGAGCGAACCCUCCGCUUCCACUGCGCCUACCGCUGCAAGGGAGAGGCAAGAGCCUCCCGAGGUAGAGGUAGACGCCAGCAUGAAGCGCAGCCUGACAGUGCGCGCCGGGAACCCCAUCCGCUUCUAUGUGGGCGUGAAGGGCCGCCCGGCCCCCACAUGCACCUGGCACAAGGAGGACGUGGACCUCAAGACGCGCUCCAACAUCGAGACGACCGAGUACUCCACCACCAUGACCAUCGCCACCGCCAACAGGGACGACGCUGGGAAGUACGAGCUGACGGUCGAGAACCCGCACGGGAGCAAGACUGUCGGGACAUACGUCAAGGUUUACGACACGCCCGGGCCGCCUGAGGAGGUGGUCGUGAAGGGCGCGACCAGCAAGACGGCCGUGAUCGACUGGGACCCGCCCAGCAAGGACGGAGGCAAACCCGUCGUCGGCUACAUCCUCGAGAAGAAGGAGGUGAGCCGUCGCACCUGGGACACCAUCGACUCCGACAUCGUCAAGACGUGCUACAGGGUCACUGACCUGGUGGAGGGUAACCAGUACUUCUUCCGCGUGCUCGCCGUGAACGACUUCGGCAUCGGCGACCCGGGAGAGACGGAGGCACCCACACUGGCCAUAGACCCAGCUGACCAACCCGAACCACCCAGGAACUUCCACGUGACGGAGAUCACGCCCAACAGCGUGUCGCUCGCCUGGAAGAAGCCUGACUACGACGGCGGUGCGCCCAUCACGAGCUACGUGGUGGAGAUGCAGCAGGUCGUGAGCGAAGAAGAAGGAGAGGUGGAGGGCGAAUGGAGAAAGUGCACGCAGAUCAACGCGCUGCGCUACACCGUGGCCGACCUCCUGAAGGGAGAGAAGUACCGCUUCCGAGUCUCCGCUCAGAACUACGGCGCCGUGAGCAAGCCGGCAGAGCUGCUGCAGCCCGUGGUGGCCAAGGAACAGAUAUUCCCGCCAGCCAUGGACCUGCAGGGCAUCACCUCCGACACCAUCAUGGUGAAGGAGGGGACAGACUUCGUGCUGAAGAUCCCGUACUCCGGCCAGCCCAUCCCCACCGUCACCUGGAAGCGCGGCCUCGGCGUCAUGCAGCAGACAGCCCGCAUCUUCGCCAAGACCACCCGCGAGAUGACCCAGCUCUUCAUCAAACGCGCCCUGAAGGGCGACAGCGGCAAGUUCUCUGUCGACCUGUCCAACACUGCCGGCAGCCAACAAGCCGACUUCCAGAUUAACGUCCUGGGUAGGCCCGGGCCGCCGGAAGGACCGGUCGACUUCGAGGACGUCAGCGCCGAGAGCGUGACGAUGAACUGGAAGCCCCCGAUGGAUGACGGCGGAAGUGAGGUCACCAAUUACGUCAUAGAGAAGUCCGACAACCGCGGAGUGGCGUGGGUUUACGUCAGUUCCGGCGUGAAGAGGACGACCAUGAGAGUGACGAAACUGACGAAGGGCAAGGUGUACGCCUUCCGUAUCAGCGCCGAGAACCGCUUCGGUGUCGGCAAGCCGAUCGAGUCCCCCUACAUUACAGCAAAGGAUCCAUAUGACAUCCCUGGGCCGCCCGGAAUCCCCGAGACGCACGACGUCACCAGGGAACAGAUGUGCCUGACCUGGCCAGAGCCGGCCGACAACGGCGGCAGCCCCGUCACAGGCUACGUCAUCGAGCGCAAGGAGAUGUUCUCCAACCGCUGGAUAAAGCUGAACCGCGCGCCCGUCCGCAAGAACGAGUUCACCUCGACUCAGCUCACAGAGGGCAAGGAGUACGAGUUCCGCGUGUGCGCCGUGAACGCCGCGGGCGUCGGGCCUCCCAGCGAGCCGUCCCGCCCGAGAAAGGCGGUGGACCCCGUUGGAAUCCCGAGGAACGUGGAGAUCCUUGAGAUCACCCGCUCGUCAGUGACGCUGUCCUGGGCGCGUCCCACGCACGACGGCGGCAGCAAGCUGGUGUCGUACAUCAUUGAACGCAGACUGGUCAAGGAGGAAAAGUGGACACAACACAUCCAAUCCGACCUGGGUAACCUGACCUACACCAUGAAGGGCCUGAAGCAGGGCGAGAAGUACGUCUUCCGCGUCAAGGCCAAGAACGCGGCCGGCACCGUGAGCGACCCGAGCCACGCCGUGGGCCCGAUCAUCUGUAAGGACGACCUGGCCCCGCCCAAGAUCCUCCUGGACACCCGUCUGAAGGAGAAGGUCACCGUGGCUGCGGGUAGCGCCAUCACUCUGGCCGCUAUGGUCAGUGGGAAGCCACAACCCGAGAUCUCAUGGUCCAAGGGAACGAGGACCCUUGUUGGAACAAACCGAAUGAAGAUCGACUCGACCGCGCGCUCCACGCAGCUCGCUAUCAAGGACUGUUGCCGUACCGACAGUGGGAAGUACACUCUCACCGCCAUCAAUGGCAGCGGCAGCGCUGUCAUCAGCAUACAGGUGACUGUUCUGGACCGCCCAGGACCGCCCAGCGGCCCGAUCCAGGUGGGCGAGGUGACGCCGGAGACCGCCGUGAUCUCGUGGGCUCCGCCUGCUGACGACGGUGGUGCGGAGAUCACGAACUACGUCGUACAACGUAGCGACGUGAAACAACCUGACGUCUGGAUCAAGGUGAGCGCUGCUGUGCGCAAGACGACUCACAAGAUCACCAAGCUGAACCUGGGAACCACCUACUGCUUCCGGGUCCGCGCGCAGAACAUGAACGGCAUCGGAGACGCGCUCGCUUCCGAGCACGUCCAGGCCAGAUAUCCGUUCGACACACCUAGCGCACCUGGACAGCCCCAGGUGAAGGAUCUGACGGCAGAGAACUGCCGCAUCACCUGGACACAGCCAGAGACCGACGGCGGGUCGGAGAUCACCGGCUACAUCGUCGAGAAGAAGGAGAAGAACAGCAUCCGCUGGGAGCGCAUCAACCGCGACCUGGUGCAGGAGAUGGAGUACAUGGUGCUGGACCUGGAGGAGGGACUGGAGUACUCCUUCCGCGUCUGCGCCGUGAACAAGGCGGGGCGCGGCAAGGCCAGCCCGCAGACCAAGCCCACCGUGGCGCAGGACCCGCUCGGCAAGCCGGGCAGCCCGGUCAACGCCGAGGUGGUGGACACGACCAGGACUUCUGCCGACCUGAAGUGGGAACCUCCCAUCAAGGAUGGAGGCAGCAAGAUUCUAGGCUAUAUCGUGGAGGCACGCAAGGAGGGGUCGGAAGAGUGGCUGAAGGCCCACGCCACCUCCCUGCACCGCACCACCGAGUUUGUCGUGCCAGACCUGACCCCUGGAGGAUUCUACAAGUUCCGCAUCAGUGCCGUGAACCAAGUGGGAGUCGGCGAGCCUGCCGAGAUCCCGGGGGUCACGGAGGCAAAGGACAUUCUGGAAACUGCCGAGCUGGACCCGUCCGUGGCGAAGCACCGCGUGACGGUUCGUGCCGGUACUCCACUCCGCAUCUACGUGCCCAUCAAGGGCAAACCCACCCCGACAUGCACAUGGGUGCACGAGGAGAGUGACCUGGAGAACCGUGCCCAGAUCGAGACGAGCGAGGUGGCGACCCAGCUGCUGAUCAUGCCUGCCGACCUGCGCGACGCCGGACUGUUCCACCUGACCGUGGAGAACUCCAGCGGCAAGGCCGAGGCUGACAUCAACGUCAGGGUGCUCUCACAACCUGGCCCACCUGAGAACGUGGAGAUCAAGAGCUUCAGCCGGGAGAGCGCCGUGAUCGACUGGGACCCGCCCAGCAAGGACGGCGGCAAGCCUGUCACAAACUACAUCCUGGAGAAGAAGGAGAUCAGCCGCAAGACGUGGACUGUCGUCGACGCCAACAUCGUCAAGACGUGCUACACGGCGCUGAACCUGGUGGAGGGUAACCAGUACUUCUUCCGCGUGUUCGCCGAGAACGACUUCGGAAUCGGCGAACCCGGAGAGACUGAUACCCCCAUGACUGCCAUGGAUCCGAUUGAUCAACCCGACCCGCCCAAGAGGGUGAAGCUGACGGAAGUGACGUCACACUCCGUGUCGCUGGUCUGGGACAAGCCGGACUACGACGGUGGAAGUCGCGUCACGAGCUACAUCGUAGAGAUGCUUCCUGCAGACAGGGAGGAGGAGGAGGGAUGGAUCAAGUGCAGCCAGUUGAACACACUGCGCUACACUGUGACGGAGCUGGAGAGGAACGCGGUGUACCGCUUCAGGGUGUCUGCCCAGAACGCCGGCGCCGUCAGCGAGCCCAGAGAGCUCCCGGAUCCCGUCAUCUGCAAAGAACCAGAGAUUCCCCCAUCCAUGGACCUGACUGCGCUCCAGUCCCAGGACUUUGUCCUGAAGGAGAGCUCAGACUUCGCGCUGAAGAUCCCGUACGCCGGCCUGCCCAAGCCUAAGGUGACUUGGCUUAGGGGGCUCGGGCCGCUCAAGGAUAGCGGAAGGAUCUUCACAAAAACACUACAGGACAACACUACUUUAUUCAUUAAGCGUGUGACCAAGGCCGACACCGGCACCUUCACCUUGAACCUGGAGAACCUGGCGGGCAGCCAGAGCGCCGAGUUUAAGAUGGUGGUUGUCGGCAAGCCCACCGCGCCGCAGAUGCCGAUCGAGUUUGACGACGUCCAGCCCGACAGCGUGACGCUGAGCUGGAAACAUCCGGACAGCGACGGCGGCAGCGAGGUCACCAACUACAUCAUCGAGAAGUCCGACAACCGCGGCGCCACCUGGGUGUACGUCAGCUCGGGCGUCAAGAGGACUACCUGCAAGGUUGGUAAGCUGGUCCGUGGUAAGGAGUACAGCUUCCGUAUCUCUGCCGAGAACCGGUUCGGCGUCGGCCCGCCCAUCUACUCCACAUCCGUAGUAGCCAAGGAGGCUUACGACCCGCCAGAUGCGCCUACGGCACUGGAGACGUACGACGUCAACAAGGAGCAGAUCUGUCUUCGCUGGCAGGCUCCGGCUAACGACGGCGGCUCCAUGAUUCUGGGGUACCUGGUGGAGAGGUCCGAGAGGGGGAGUCAGCGAUGGACCAAGCUCAACAGAGCUCCAGUGCGCAAGACAGACUUCCGUUCCUCUCACCUGAUGGCCGACCACGAGUACGAGUUCCGCGUCUGCGCAGUGAACGCUGCCGGACCCGGACCGUUCUCUGAGGAGUCUCCCUACGCCAAGACUGUGGACCCCGUGGGACCACCACAGAACGUACAGGUUGUAGACAUCACGCGCUCCUCCGUGACCCUGGAGUGGCGCCGCCCCGCGUUUGACGGCGGCUACAGGAUUAUCGGGUACCAGGUGCUCCGCCGCGAGGUGGGCCCGCAGGAACCCAAGUGGGUGGAGUGUCACCACGGCCUGCUGCAGAAGCUGGAGGAGACCGUUAAGGGUCUCAAGAACGGCGGGAAGUACGAGUUCCAGAUCAUCGCCAAGAACGCGGCUGGAAUCAAGAGCGCUCCGUCCGACAAGACUUUGCCGGUCGUGUGCAAGGAUAACCUUGUACCGCCAGCCAUUGUGGUUGACUACCGUAUCAAGGAGAACAAGAUGGCGAUCAGCCAGGGCGACACCCUCCACGUCCCUGUAGCUAUCACAGGCAGGCCUGAGCCGGAAGUGUCCUGGACAAGGAACGGCAAGCCUCUGCUGAAGUCACAGCGUGUGGACAUCGCCUACGACGGGAAGAAGGACGCGCACGUGCACGUCAAGGAAAGCGGACGCGUCGACGCCGGCGAGUACAUCGUCACUGCCAAGAACAGCAGCGGAGUCGCUGACGCAACAAUCAACGUCAACAUCUUUGCCACACCAGGCAAGCCGCUGGGCCCGCUGGUCGUGUCGGACGUGACUCCGGAGUCCUGCCUACUCCGCUGGGAGCCCCCGGAGGAUGACGGAGGAGCGACGAUCACCAACUUCAUCGUGGAGAGGAUGGACGUCAAGCAGCAGUUGUGGAUCAAGGUAUCCAGUGCCUGCCGCCGUACCAGCCUGAAGGUGUCUAAGCUGUCUCCAGGCCAGACCUACCAGUUCCGUGUGUUCGCUGUGAACGUGCACGGGGUGGGAGAGCCUCUGGUGUCUGAGGCAGUCAUCGCCAAGUACCAGUUCGACGUUCCCGCCCAACCCGGACAGCCGCAGGUGAGUGACGUCACGCGCGAGAAGCUGAACCUGUCCUGGACCGCGCCGCUGUCCGAUGGCGGAAGUGACAUCAUCGGCUACGUGGUGGACAUGAAGGAGAGGACCAGCGUGCGCUGGCAGAGGAUCACCCGCCGCUCCAUCCAGGAGCUGAAGCUGCAGGUGGACGGACUGGAGGAAGGUCUGGACUACGAGUUCCGUGUCGUGGCUGAGAACACGGCCGGGUUCGGCAAGCCCAGCCCCCUGUCUGCGCCUGUCAUUGUUCAGGACCCUGUCGGUCUUCCUGACCCACCCACUGAUGUUGAGGUGUUUGAGACGACCAAGACGACUAACGCAGUCCGCUGGCAGCCGCCUCAGCGCGAUGGUGGCAGCCGCAUCCAGGGCUAUGUGCUUGAGAUGCUGAUCAUGGGACAGGAGGAGUGGAAGAAAUGCCACACCAAGUCUGUCCUCAGGAUCUGUGAAUUUGUUGUGGACGGUUUAACCACCGGCCCCGGCUACAGGUACCGGGUCAGCGCCGUGAACGACAUCGGCAUGGGCAAGCCGGCCGAGCUGCCUGGAUGGUGCCAGGCUCGCGACAUGGAGAUCCCGCCUCUUAUCAAGGUGGACCCAAGCGCAGCCAAAUCCAUGAAGGUGCACGCCGGAAACCCCCUGCGCAUCCAGGUGCCCUUAUUCGGCAAACCCCAGCCCACAGCGACGUGGAUUAAGGAGGACAGUGACCUGGAGAACCGUUCCCAGGUGGAGACCACGGAGACGCACACCACCAUCAUGCUGCCGUCCUGCGACCGCAGGGACGCCGGCGUCUGGGAGAUGUUCGCCGAGAACGCCUUCGGAACCGCCUCAUGGAGCAUCAACGUCAAGGUCAUGGACACCCCUGGCGCACCCGAGAACAUCGAGUGCAAGGGCGUGACCAGCAAGUCCUGCAUCGUGGACUGGGACCCGCCCAGCAAGGACGGCGGCAAGCCCGUCAACAACUACGUCCUGGAGAAGAAGAUCGUCGGGCGCCACACCUGGUCCACGGUGGACGACAACAUCGUCAAGACGGCCUACACCGUCUACAACCUGAUCGAGGGCAACCAGUACCUCUUCAGGAUCAUCGCCGAGAACGACUUCGGACACGGCGAGCCUGGAGAGCUGGAUGCGCCAAUCACGGCGGCCGACCCUGUCGACCAACCCGACCCACCCAAGAAAUUCGAGGUGACAGAAACGUCCCCAACCCACAUCUCUCUCCGCUGGACCAAGCCGGACUAUGACGGCGGGAGCCGCAUCACCAGUUACAUCGUGGAGAUGCGCUUCACAGACAGCGAGGAGUGGGUGAAGUGUACACAGAUCAACGCUCUGCGCUACACCAUCACGGAGGUCAUCCCUAACCAGGACUACAUGCUCCGCAUCUUCGCACAGAACACCGGAGCACAGAGCAUCCCCAAGGAGAUCGGACCAGUCACGGCCAAGGAGCCAAUCAUGCCCGCUACUCUGGACCUCUCAGCCAUCCCCGGUGAUGAGGUCAUCGUGAAGCAGGGCUCUGAUUGGACGAUCAGCAUCCCGUACCACGGCUACCCGGCACCCACCGCGCAGUGGUUCCGCGGCAUGGGCAACCUCCGCGAGACGAACCGCGUGUCGACCAAGACGGGCGGCGGCGUGACCAUGCUGAACAUCCGGCAGGUGGUGAAGGCUGACGGCGGGAAGUACUCCGUACAGGUGUCCAACCCCGCCGGGUCCCAGACUGCAGAUAUUAACGUCAGGGUUAUUGGCCGCCCCGGUCCGCCCAACGGCCCAGUCGUGAUUGAGGACGUCGCUCCGGAGAGCUGCGUCCUCAACUGGAAGCCUCCGACGGACGACGGCGGAAGUGACGUCACAAACUACGUCAUCGAGAAGUCUGACAACCGCGGCGCCACCUGGGUGUACGUGAGCUCCGGCGUGAAGCGCACUCAGCUGAAGGUGACAAAGCUGACCGAGAACAAGGAGUACCUGUUCAAGAUCAGCGCCGAGAACCGCUUCGGUGUGGGCUCUCCACUCAAGUCAGAGUCUAUGGUCGCCAAGCUGCCAUAUGAUCCACCCAGUGAGCCAAGGAACCCCAAGGUGUCAGAGGUCAAUAAGGACUCCAUGACGAUUACUUGGGAGGAGUCCGCCUCUGAUGGCGGAUCCGACAUUACCGGAUAUAUCGUGGAACGCAAGGAGAGGAACAGCAACCGAUGGGUUAAGAUUAACCGUGUGCCGAUGAAGCACCUGACAGUGCGCUCCAUGAGCCUGCUGGAGGGUUGCGAGUACGAGCACCGCGUUAUCGCCUACAACGCCGCGGGACCGAGCAAGCACAGCGAGGCCACGCCGCUCACCCUGGCCAAGGACCCCGUCACUGCGCCGCGCCGAGUCGAGGUGGUGGACAUCUCGCGCUCGUCCGUGUCGCUGGAGUGGCUGGCGCCUGAGAGCGAGGGAGGAGCCAGGAUAAUCGGCUACUGGGUCGACAGAUUCAACCCAGAAGAGGCGAAGUGGAUCACCUGUAACCAGAUCAUGAUCCCGUCGUCCGAGCGGCACUUCACGGUGAAGGGCCUGCGCCAGGGCAGCAAGUACCAGUUCCGCGUCAGGGCCAAGAACGCCGCUGGCAUCAUCAGUGCGCCUUCCGACGAGACCAUCCCGGUCAUCUGCAAGGAUGAUCUUCAGCCACCAAAUGUGAGCUUGGCCUACAUGACCAAGGACACCAUGACCUUCAAGGCUGGAGAGGACAUGGAUCUGAGCAUGUCCGUGAAGGGCAAACCUGUGCCUGACAUCGUCUGGAUGAAGGGCAUCCGGCCGCUCGUCAAGAGCGACAGACUUACAUUCAAGAUGUCCGGCAAGAUUUCGACCAUGUCUGUGAGGAAGGUUGUGCGUGCAGACAGCGGAGAGUACACCCUCCAGGCCAAGAGCCUGUGUGGGGAGGCCAAGCAGACCAUCAAAGUCUCUGUCAUGGACGUUCCCGGAGUCCCAAUAGACCUUGCCACAGGUGAGGUGACACCUGAGUUUGCCACCAUCACCUGGCAGCCACCCGAGGAUGACGGCGGGAUUGCCGUGACCAGCUUCACGGUGGAGCGCUGCGACGCCAAGGCACCGGACGCCUGGAUGAAGGUCAGUAGCGCCGUCAGGAAGACGUCGUACAAGAUUACGCGUCUGACGGCCGGUGCUAGCUACCUCUUCCGCGUCCGGGCGCAGAACUUCAACGGCAUCGGUCCUGCGGCGACGAUCGGCCCGAUCAUCGCCAAGUGGGCGUUCGAUGUGCCGACCGCACCAGUAAACCUGAAGGUCAGUAACGUGACCAAGGACUCCAUCACCAUCACAUGGCAGGAGCCUGACAGCGACGGAGGCAGCCCCAUCACAGGCUACCACAUCGAGCGCAAGGAGCGCACGUCUGUCCGCUGGCAGCGCCAGACCCGCUUGGCCCUCGGGCCGAGCGAACUGACCUAUCUCGCAGACGACCUGAUCGAAGAUCUGGACUACGAGUUCAGGGUCAUUGCCAUGAACGCUGCUGGGUUGUCCCCGGCAACCAAGGCGACCCCGCCCACCAUGUGUACUACCCCACCAGGCAAGCCUGGCAAACCAAUCAACCCCGAGUGCAAGGACACGACUCGCUCGACUGUGUCGCUGAAGUGGUCUCCUCCAGAGAAGGACGGAGGCAGCCGCAUCAUCGGCUACGUCAUCGAGGCGCGCAAGAUCGACAGCGAGGACUGGUUCAAGGUGCACCAGAAGUCGACCAUCAGAGACACGCAGUACGUGGCCGAGAACCUGAAAGAGAACGAUGCGCUGUUGUUCCGCGUCAGCGCCGUGAACAUGAUCCUGAUGGGAGACCCCGAGCCCGUGCCGGGCUUCGUGCAGGUGCGUGACCUCACGCAACCCCCGGAGGUGUUCCUGGACUCCAGCCUGAAGAGGAUGGUCAAGUUCAACGCCGGAGCACCGCUCCGACUGGUGGCCAGCAUCCGUGGCAGGCCCAUGCCUGAGUGCAGGUGGGAGAAGGAGGACAGUGACCUGCCGAACCGCUCCAAAACUGAGACGGUGGACAACAUCACCCAGCUGGUGAUCCCCAGCUGCGACAGGCGCGACGCCGGAAGGUUCGACCUGACCGUGGAGAACGCGCACGGCUCCGUCACGGUCGCCAUCAUGGUCAAGGUCAUGGACACACCUGGCGCACCUGAGAACAUUGAGGUGAAGGGCGUAACACGAUCCUCUUGUAUCGUGGACUGGGACCCGCCCAGCAAGGAUGGUGGCAAGCCUGUGAACAACUACAUCCUGGAGAAACGCCAGGUUGGCCGUACCACGUGGACAACGGUUGAUGCCAACAUCGUGAAGACAGCCUACACCAUCAGCAACCUGGUGGAGGGCAACAAGUACAACUUCCGCAUCAUCGCGGUCAACGACUUCGGCCCCGGCGCACCCGGAGAUACCGAGGAGCCCACCCUGGCCCAGGACCCUGUUGACCAACCAUCUCUUCCCAAGAAUGUACGGAUUACCGAGAUUACCCCGACUCACAUCUCCCUCCGCUGGAACAAACCGGACUAUGACGGCGGGAGCCGCAUCACGAGUUACAUUGUGACCAAGCGCUUCACUGAUAGUGAGGAAUGGGAGAAGUGUACGCAGAUCAACGCGCUGCGCUACACCGUGGCGGACCUGAUCCCCAACCAGGAGUACGUGUUCCGCGUGUUCGCGCAGAACAUGGGCGCGGUCAGCCCGCCUGCUGAGGUCGGGCCGGUCAUCGCCAGGGAACAGCUGGCUCCGGGAUCUAUUGACAUGGAGGCCCUUCCCUCUGACGAGAUCGUCCUGAAGGAGGGAGCAGACCUGGUGGUGGACGUGCCGUUCGGCGGAGCUCCUCGCCCCAAGGUCACCUGGAAGAAGGGCAUGGGCGAGCUGCGUGAGACGGACCGCGUCUCCACUAAAGCCUCCAACGGAACUGCGCAGCUCAUCUUCAAGAAGUGCAUGAAGGCUGAUGCUGGACGCUACAACAUUACUGUUGAAAACGAGCUCGGCUCACAGGAAGCUGACAUCAACAUCCGGGUCAUAGGUCGCCCAGGCGCGCCUUCCGGCCCCGUUGAGUUCGAGGACGUCACACCUGAAUCGCUGACUAUGAACUGGAAGGCUCCGACGGACGACGGCGGAAGUGACGUCAGCAACUACGUUGUUGAGAAGUCUGACAACCGCGGCGCGACGUGGACCUACGUCAGCAUGGGCGUGAAGCGUACGUCACUGCGCAUCACCAAGCUGAAGGAGUACACCGAGUACCUCUUCAGGAUCAGCGCAGAGAACAAGUUCGGAGUCGGGCCGCCACUGAGGUCCAACUCUGUCAUUGCCAAAUAUCCAUAUGAUGUGCCAUCGCCGCCUGGUGAGCCGCACGUCUCUGUGCUCAACACGACCAAGGAGUCGAUGGUUGUUGAAUGGACCGCCUCCACUGAUGAUGGUGGCUCUGAAAUUACCGGCUACAUCGUGGAACGGCGGGAACGCACCAGCCAACGCUGGAUGAAGGUGAAUCGUGGGCUGAUUAAGAAGCUGAGUAUCCAGACCACUGGCCUACUGGAGGGUAAGGAGUACGAGUUCCGUAUCUUCGCCUUUAACGCGGCCGGAGCGAGCAAGCCCAGCGAAAAUUCGCCGUUCUACCGCGCCAUGGACCCCGUCGGAGUGCCGAAGGACGUCACGGUUACGGCCGUGACCCGGGCCUCCGUCAGCCUGCACUGGCACCCACCAACCACAGAUGGAGGUGCCCGCAUCAUCGGGUACAUCGUGGAGAGGAAGGGCGUGAACGAGAAGAGCUGGACCCAGGUGCACGUGGGCGUCAUCAGCGAGCGCGAGUACCAGGUCAAGGGUCUGAAGACCAACGAGCGGUACCAGUUCCGUGUGGUGGCGAAGAACGCGGCGGGCAUCAGGAGCCUGCCGUCCGAGCCCACCACGCCGGUCGUCUGCAAGGACGAGAUCGCGCCCCCAACCGUUAAGCUGGACUACAAACUGAAGGAUGUACUGACGAUCCACCGCGGCCAGCCGCUGCACGUGCUGUUCCACGUCAAGGGCAAGCCUGUGCCGGAGAUCUCAUGGACCAAGAACAAGAAGCUUCUGAUGCCCAGCUCCCAUGUGCGCAUGGAGACAAAGGGAGAGAACACGGAGGUGAUCAUCAAGGAGUCCGCCCGUACCGACAGUGGACAGUACGUCGUGUCCGCCAAGAACAACGCCGGGGCAGCCGAGGCCAAGUGCACGGUCACUGUCUUGUCUGUGCCGUCUGCGCCGGUUGGUCCGGUCAAGGUCUGGGACAUCACCAAGGAGACGUGCCGCAUCAGCUGGGACACGCCUAGCGACGAUGGCGGCAGCCCAAUCACUAACUACUUCAUAGAAAAGUGCGACACCAGACAGCCCAACGAAUGGGUCAAGGUGAGCGCUGCUAUCCGUAAGACGGAGAUGAAGGUGACGAAGUUGCAGAACAGGUGUACCUACAUCUUCCGCAUCCGCGCCUGCAACUACUACGGACCUGGUGACCCGCUGCUGUCUGCACAGGUGCUGGCCAAGCAUCCGUUCGACCCACCCAGUGCCCCCAGCAAGCCUACGCUGAGCGGAGUGACCCGUGAGCAGAUGCUGGUCUCCUGGGGCGUGCCGGAAUCAGACGGAGGUGCCGAGAUCAACAACUACAUCCUGGAAAAGAAGGAACUCCUCUCCACGCGCUGGUCACGCGUUACCAAGAUCACCAUCACCGACAACAAGUACCUGGUGACGGAUCUGGACGAGGGCACGGAGUACGAGUUCCGCGUGGCGGCUGAGAACGCCGGCGGGCGCGGGAAGUACAGCGUCCCGUCACUGCCGACCGCAGCAGUCGAUCCUCCAGGUCCUCCUGGACCAGUCCAGAACCCGUGUUGCCUGGAGACGACACAGACGUCCGUGACCUUGGCCUGGGACCCGCCUCGCGAGAAGGGCGGCAGCAGGAUUGUGGGAUACCUGGUGGAGAUGCUUCCUCCAGGCGGAGACGCCUACAAAAAGUGUCACAUCGGAGACGCCGUCAAGGUCACGGAGUUCACCGUGCCGGAGCUGCUGGAGGGCAAGCCCUACAGAUUCCGUGUAACGGCCAUUAACGAGGUCGGGCCAGGUGCGAUCACUGAGGUGAACGGCAUCAUCACACCUGUGGAGAUGCUGGAGGCACCUGUCAUCCUCAUGCCACAGGAGUACAAGCGCUCCCAGACUAUCAAGGCUGGCGAGCCCAUCCGCCUGCACAUCCCCUUCAAGGCUCGUCCUGAGCCUGAGAUCACCUGGGUGAAGGAGGACAGCGACCUGGAGCACCGUGCCCAGGUGGAGAACACCCGCUGGUCAACCACCCUGACCUUGGUGGCCAACCGUAACGACCUUGGCAAGUUCGAGCUGACCUUGAAGAACAAGGCCGGUGAAGCAACUUGCGGCAUUCUUGUCAAAGUACUUGCCACACCUGGUGCACCUGAGAACAUUGAAGUCAGAGGUGUGACCAAGAACACCUGUAUCGUGGACUGGGACACGCCUUCCAAGGACGGCGGCAAGCCCGUCAAGAACUUCGUCUUGCAGAAGAAGGAGAUCAGCCGUAAGACAUGGGACACCGUGGACGACAACAUCGUCAAGACGGCGUACCGCAUCACGAACCUGGUGGAGGGCAACCAGUACUCCUUCCGGGUCAUCGCCGAAAACGACUUCGGCUUCGGCGAUCCGGGCGAGUGCCCGCACCCCAUCACUGCUAUGGAUCCUGUUGACCAACCCGACCCGCCCAAGAAGGUGGACAUCACGGAGAUCACGCCCAUCACCGUGUCGCUGGCCUGGGUGAAGCCUGACUACGACGGCGGCUCCCGCAUCACCUCCUACGUGGUGGAGAAGCUGCGCACGUCCGCGGAGGACGCGCAGUGGGAGCGCUGCACGGUGCUCAGCCUCACGCGCUGCACAGUCACCGACCUGGUGCCGCACGAGGAGUACCGCUUCCGCGUCUCCGCACAGAACUACGGAGCCAUCAGCGAGCCCAGGGAGACCACGGCCGUGGUGUGCAAGGAACAGAUCGUUCCUGCCUCCAUUGACCUGACGGCGGUGACGUCCGACGUGCUGAUCCUGAAGGAGGGUCAGGACUUCAUCCUGAAGCUGCCGUACCACGGCAUGCCCACCCCUGCCGUCACCUGGUACAAGGGGCUCGGCGUCUUCCGAGAGACCAUCCGCGUCGUCACCAAGACGAUCGGCGGAGUCACGCAGCUCAUCUUCCGCAAGUGCGAGAAGGUGGACGGCGGCACCUACACGGUGGUGGUGGCCAACCCCGCCGGUAAGCAGACCGCAGAGAUACAGUUCAAGGUUCUGGGUAAGCCUGGUGCUCCCGUUGGACCAAUCACAUUCGAGGACAUGACACCCGAGACGGCCACGCUGAACUGGCAGGUCCCAUUGGACGACGGCGGCGGUGACAUCACCAACUACGUGGUGGAGAAGUCGGAUAACCGCGGUGCAGCCUGGGUGUACGUCAGCAGUAACGUGAAGCGCUGCUGCCUGCGCGUCACCAAACUGGUGCACAGGAAGGAAUACAUGUUCCGCGUCAGCGCAGAGAACCGCUUCGGCGUCGGCAGGCCACUGAUGUCUGAAUCUGUCGUUGCCAAAUACCCGUAUGACGAACCGACUCCUCCGUACGACUUGAAGGUGACCGACGUGACCAAGGACGGCAUGCUUGUCUCCUGGCACGCGUCUGAGAGCGACGGAGGUGCCGAGAUCACCGGCUACACCUGCGAGCGCCGCGAGAGGAACAGCAACCGAUGGGUCAAGGUCACAAAGGGCAUGAUCCGUAAGUGCGAGGUCCACUCGUAUGGCCUGCUGGAGAACUGCGAGUACGAGCACCGCGUGUACGCGCACAACGCCGCCGGAAACAGCAAGAACAGCGAGUCCACCGGCCUCAUCACCGCCGUGGACCCUGUCGGAGUUCCGCCCGGCCUCAAGGUCACACACAUCUCAAGGUCAUCCGUCUCCCUCGCCUGGCGCGAGCCGGACAGCGACGGAGGUGCAAGACUUAUCGGCUACAUCGUCGAGCGUAACGAGAUCGCUGCCGGCAAGUGGGUGUCUGUCCACAGCGGCGUGGUCUCGGAGAGGACCUACACCAUCAAGGGCCUGAAGAUGAACGGCAAGUACGAGUUCCGCGUCACCGCCAAGAACGCAGCCGGCCGCAAGAGCCAGCCCUCACCGCCCACCCCGCCGGUCAUCUGCAAGGACGACCUGGCGCCCCCUACCGUGUCCUUUGAGAAGGGCAAGGCCAACAUCCAUGUCAAGGAGGGCCAGACCGCCGUGUUCACCGCAGCAGUCAGCGGGAAACCCUACCCUGAAGUCGCCUGGAACCGCGGCGCGCGUAUGGUCGCCAAGACGGCGAGACACAAAUUCGAGAAGACAAAUCGCACCGCUGUGCUCACCAUCUUGGAGUGCACGCGCUCGGACGCCGGCGAGUACAACAUCAGGGUCAAGAACGACUCCGGACUGGCGGAGGCCAAAUGCAAGCUGCAGGUCUUCUCCAAACCCGAACCACCGACCAACUUCGAGGUGAUCGAGAAGAGCCCUGACCACGCCGUGAUCGGCUGGCAGGAGCCGGGAGACGAUGGAGGAUCCCCCAUAACUAGCUACAUCGUGGAGCGCUGUGACCUGAGGUCUCCAGACAACUGGACCCGGGUCAGUGCUGCCGUGAGGAAGACGUCUUACAAGGUGACGAGACUGGCACCUGGCUCUACUUACAUCUUCCGCAUCUCUGCGCAGACGGAGAUCGGAGUGGGCCACCCACUGGUCUCACCACAGGUCGUGGCCAGGCAUCCAUUCGAUGUUCCGAGCCAGCCUGGCAAACCAGAAGUGUCUGAUGUGACGAAGGACGCCAUGAAGCUGACGUGGGCUCUGCCUGACACUGACGGUGGAUCCGAGAUUCUCGGCUACAUCGUCGGGCGCAAGGAGCACACCGCUGUCAGGUGGGCCCGUCUGAACAAGUCCCUGCUGAAGGAGUGCCGGUACCUGGAUGAGACCGUAGACGAGGGUCUGGAGUACGAGUACCGCAUCACUGCCGAGAACGAGGCCGGCCGCAGCAAGCCCAGCGCACCCUGCAUGCCCAUCGUGGCACAGGACCCUCUGGGCAAACCUGGCGCUCCGGUUGCGUUUGUUGACGACACCACGCGGUCCUCCGUGUCCCUGACAUGGAACCCCCCUGUCCGGGACGGCGGCUCUCGCGUGACCGGAUACAUCGUGGAGAUGCGCCAGCAGGACGGCGAGGAGUGGACCAAGGCCCACGCCACCUCCGCCGUCAGACUGACCGAACUGACCAUCGACAAGCUGACCGAGGGACAGGGCUACAAGUUCCGCGUCAGCGCCAUUAACGAGAUUGGCGUCGGCGAGCCCGGAGAAGUGGAAGGCGUUGUCUUCGCCCGCGACAUGCUCGAGGCCCCAGAAGUGGAGCUUGACGUGAGCCUGAAGAGGGCGAUGAAGGUGAACGCAGGUGCGCCAAUCCGCAUCUACGUCCCCAUCAAGGGCAAGCCGCAGCCCACCUGUACCUGGGAGAAGGACGACAGUGACCUGGAGAACCGUGCCACGAUCCAGACAAGUGAGAUCGCCACGCAGAUGGUGAUCAACGCUGCGGACAGGCGCGACGCCGGGCGCUUCAAACUCACCGUGGAGAACUCCAGCGGCAAGAAGGAGGUCGGCGUCAACGUCAAGGUCUACGACACACCUGGGCCACCUGAGCACGUGCGUGUGCGUGACGUCACCAAGGCGUCAGCCAUCGUGAGCUGGGCUCCGCCCAUCAAGGACGGCGGCCGCGCGGUGGGACAUUACAUCCUGGAGAAGCGCGAGCAGAGCAGGCGCACCUACAGCACUGUGGACGCUAACGUCUUCAAGACUUCUUACAGAAUCACAAACCUGGUGGAAGGAAACAUCUACUUCUUCCGCGUGCUGGCCGUGAACGACUUUGGCGUGGGCGAGCCCGGGGAGUCCGUCGAGGGGUGCCUGGCCACGGACCCCGUCGGAGAGCCCGACCCGCCCAAGAAGCUGUGCAUCACGGAGAUCACGCCCAUGACGGUGUCGCUCGAGUGGCAGAAGCCUGACUUCGACGGCGGCAGCCGCAUCACAAGCUACGUCAUUGAGAAGAUGAACACUACGGAGGAGGAACCAAGAUGGGAGAAGUGCUCUACCCUGAGCCUGACCCGCAUCACCGUGGCGGACCUCAUCCCUAAUGACGAGUACAAGUUCCGCGUGUCCGCGCAGAACGCCGGCGCCAUCUCGGUACCGGAGGAGGUGGGGCCCGUCACUGCCAAGGAGCAAGUCGAGGCCCCGCACUUUGACCUGACUGACCUGUCCGGCGACACCUUCACCCUGAAGGAAGGAGCGGACGUGAACAUGGUCCUGCCCUUCACUGGACUGCCCGCACCGUCUGUGGAAUGGUUCCGCGGCCUGGGUCCCCUGCGUGAGACCGACAGCCUGGUGACCAAGAGCACCCGGAACUCCACCAGCCUCAUUGUGCGCAAGAUCCGCAAGGCUGACGGCGGCAAGUACAGGGUUGUCAUCAAGAACAAACUGGGAGAGGAGAGCACCGAGCUCACCUUCAACAUUAUUGGCAAGCCCGGUGUGCCCUCCGGCCCGGUCGAGUUUGAGGAAGUCGGCCCCGAGUCGAUCACGCUGAACUGGCAGCCCCCGACAGACGACGGCGGAAGUUACAUCACCAACUACGUGGUGGAGCGUUCUGAGAACCGCGGCGUCAGCUGGGUCUACGUCAGCAGCAACGUCAAGCGCGCGAACCUGCGCGUCACCAAACUGGUGGAGAACAAGGAGUACAUCUUCCGCAUCAGCGCCGAGAACAAGUUCGGCGUUGGGCCGCCUCUCAACUCCACUGGCGUGGUUGCGAAGCUGCCCUUCGAUCCGCCAGGUGCGCCGACCAAUGUCCAAGCUUUCGACACCAGCAAGGCUCAGAUGUCCGUCAGCUGGGAGGAGCCGGCUAACGACGGUGGGUCGGAGAUCACCGGCUACAUCUGCGAGCGCAAGGAGCGCGGAAGCCGGCGAUGGGUCAAGGUUACCAAAUAUCCAAUCAAGAAGCUCGUCUGCCAGUCCACUGGCUUUAACGAAGGCUCAGAGUACGAGUUCCGUGUCUACGCUAUCAACGCGGCCGGCGCGGGAAAAUACAGCGAGACGUCCUACCCGGCAAUCGCGCGCGAUCCAGUCGGGGAGCCACGCGACGUGAAGGUGGUGGACAUCACCCGUGCGUCCGUCACGCUGUCCUGGCACUACCCGUCGUACGACGGCGGCGCGCGCGUCAUCGGCUACAUUGUAGAGAGGAUGAACCAGAAGGAGGGCACGUGGGUUCAAGUGCACGGAGGCAUCGUCAAGGCCCAGCACUUCAAGGUCAAGGGCCUGGUGAUGAACGAGAAGUACUGCUUCCGCGUCCUGGCCAAGAACGCCGCCGGAAUCCGCAGCAAGCCUUCCCCGCCCACACCGCUCGUUAUUUGCAAGGACGAGAUCAUCGCGCCCAAGAUUUCUCUCGACUACUCCGUCAAGGACAAGACCGAGGUCUUCGUGAACAAGCCGUUCGACAUCGGCGCGGCUGUUUCCGGGAAGCCAGAGCCCGAGAUCAUCUGGACCCGGAACGACCGCGUCAUCGUCUCCACGGAGAUGAGGAAGAUCAAGUACGGCAGGAAGACGGUCCUGACCGUGAAGCACGCCAGCAGGGAAGACGCCGGCGUCUACAAGAUCACCGUGAAGAACCCAGCAGGUCAGGCGGAGGUCAGGACGGAGGUUGCCGUCCUGGCGAAGCCGGACAUACCUGCCGGCCCCGUUAGAGUCACAGACAUGCAUCCGGAGGGCUGCGUGAUCGCCUGGGAGCCUCCAGAGGAUACAGGCGGCGCACCCAUCACUAACUUCAUUGUAGAGAGAUGCGAGGCGAAGAGCCAGGAGUGGAUGCUGCUGAGUAAGGCCGUGAGGUCCACUCGGCAGAAGAUCACCCGCCUGACGCCCGGCAUGGUGUAUCAGUUCCGCAUCUUCGCGCAGACCAUGCACGGCAUCAGCGUGCCGCUGGUGUCAGAGCCGGUCGAGGCAAGAUAUCCAUUCGACCCACCUGCUCCACCACCCAAGCCGACACUGAAGGACAAGAGCCGAAACCACCUGGCCAUAAAGUGGGAUGUUCCAGAGACGGACGGCGGCAGCCCUAUUACCGGCUACAUCGUCGAGCGCAAGGAGCGCACGGCGGUCCGCUGGGAGAAGGCGCACCGCGGCGUGAUUGAGGAGCUGCAGCUGAGGAUGUCUGAUGUUUGGGAUAAGGAGGAGUACCAGUGCCGCGUCAUCGCGGAGAACAUCGCCGGCAAGAGCAAACCCAGCCCUGCCAGCGAGCCCAUCAUCGUCAGGGACCCGUCAACCAAGCCCAGCGCACCAGAGAUGCCUGAGGUGACGGAUAAGACCAAGACCUCCAUCAGCAUCCGCUGGGGUCCGCCAGAGCGGGACGGAGGCAGUCGCAUCGUCGGCUACGUGGUCGAGAUGAUGGAGGGAGUCAGCUUGGAAGACGCAGUGUGGCUGAAGUGCCACCAGACAUCGAUGAUCCGUGCCAUGGAGCUGGACAUCACCGACCUGAAGGAGGAGCAGCCGUACCGCAUCCGCGUCUCGGCCAUCAACGAGGGCGGCACCCAGGGAGUCCCCGGGGAGCUGCCUGGUAUUGUGGCGCCGAGGGACAUGGUUGAACCUCCCCAGCUGCACAUGGACGCCAUGAUGAAGCGCGCCGUGACCUUUAAGGGCGGCGACCAGCUCAGGCUCUGGUGCAACUUCCGUGCCAGGCCCAUGCCCAACAUCGUCUGGGAGAAGGAAGACAGUGACCUGGAGAACCGUGCUAAGAUCGAGACGAUCGAGGUGACGAACCAGCUGUGGUGCACGCAGCUCGUGAUCGAGGGCUGCGACCGCCGCGACGCCGGCAAGUUCGAGAUGUCCAUGGAGAACUCCGAGGGCGCCGGACACGCCAGCUUCAUCGUCAAAGUACUAGACACACCUGGCGCACCACUGCCCAUCAAGGUGAUGGAGAUCACGGCCACCUCGGCCCUGGUCACCUGGACCGUACCUGACAAGGACGGAGGUCGCAACAUCUCAGGUUACACCUUGGAGAUCCGCGAGCAGUCGCGCCGCACCUGGAAGACUGUGGCUGAGAACAUCUACAAGACAAACUACAGGGUUCCGAAGCUGGUAGAGGGCAACUUCUACUACUUCCGGGUCAUGGCCGUGAACGACUAUGGAGCGGGUCUUCCCGCCGAAACCACAGAGCCGAUCCUGGCUAUGGACCCUGUUGACGCGCCUGAGUCCCCGAGGAACCUGCGGCUGACGGAAGUGACGCCCAUGACGGUGUCUCUCGCCUGGCAGAAACCAGAGUUUGACGGAGGCAGCCGCGUGACGUCAUACCUCAUCGAGGUGCUGCAGACAAGUCAGGAGGACAUGGGUUGGGUGCGCCUAACUACCCUGAGUCUGACACGGUACACGGCUACGGGCCUGACUGAGUUCGAGGAGUACAAGUUCCGUGUGUCCGCGCUGAACGUCGGGGCACAGAGCGUCCCAGCCGAGGUCGGACCUGUCGUCUGCAAGGAACUUAUCAUUCCUGCUGGAUUUGACUUGACUGAACUGAAGAGUGAUACCUUCACCGUGAAGGAAGGCAAGGACCUGACUGUCGCCCUGCCAUUGGUCGGCGUGCCAAGGCCAAAGGUCACCUGGCUGCGCGGUCUUGGCGUUCUUCGCGAGAGUGACAGCGUGGUGGUGAAGACUAACCACGUGCACACGACCCUCCAUGUGAGGAAGAUCCGUAAGGCCAACAGUGGAAAGUACACCGUCAAGGCCGAGAACCACGCUGGGGAAUCUACCGCAGAAAUCAACAUCAAGGUUCUAGGCCGCCCCGCCCCUCCGGUUGGACCGGUCGUGUUUGACGAGAUCUGUCCGGACGCCAUCAGCAUCAGCUGGCAGCCUCCCUCCGAGGACGGCGGAGCCUCCAUCAACAACUACGUGGUGGAGAAGUCGGACAACCGCGGCGUGAGCUGGGUCUACGUCAGCUCCAGCGUCAAGAGGACCGCACUGAGAGUGCCCAAACUGGUGGAGGGAACAGAGUAUCUGUUCCGCAUCAGCGCCGAGAACAAGUUCGGCGUCGGCGACGCCCUGAAGUCUGGAUCUGUCGUUGCCAAACAUCCAUUCGACCCCCCGAGUCCGCCCCUGAACAUCCAGGUGUCGGACGUGUGUAAGGAGUCGAUGCGCAUCACCUGGGACAAGCCCGCUGAGGACGGCGGAUCGGAGAUAUCCGGUUACAUGGUUGAGAAGAAGGAGCGCACGUCGAACCGCUGGAUGCGCGUGACGCGCUACCCCGUGAAGAAGUGCGAGGUCCAGGCGGCGGGACUGAACGUGGGAAGCGAGUACGAUUACCGCGUGUAUGCCCUGAACGCCGCUGGCACCAGCAAGGCCAGCGAGCCUUCAGGGUUGGUCCUAGCCGUGGACCCCGUGUCUCCUCCGCAGAACGUGCGCGUGCUCGCCGUGACGCGGGCCUCCGUGACGCUGGCCUGGCACGCCCCGCUCACCGAUGGUGGCGCCAGGAUCGUCGGCUACAUCGUCGAGAGAUUCCAGAGGGACAAGGAGAACGCGCAGUGGGUCUACUGCCACCCAGGCAUCGUGAACACCCGUGAGUACGUGGUGAAGGGGUUGAUUAAGGAGGCGAAGUACGAGUUCCGUGUCCGCGCCAAGAACGCAGCGGGCAUCCUGGGACACUACUCCGACUCCACCAUCCCUGUCAUCUGCAAGGAUGAUAUCUCCCCACCCAAAGCCCAGCUAGACGUGAACCUGAAGAACCAGAUGACGUACCAGGCCGGCAGGAACAUCGAGCUUACCAUGCACUUCGCUGGCAAGCCUGAGCCUUCCACGGAAUGGCGCCUGGGCAGAAAGCCGUUGAUGCGGUCUGACAGGACGACCAUCGUGAAGAAGGAGAAGACGCGCACGCUGCUGAUUAAGAACUGCGUGCGCGCAGACACCGGCCGCUACACCUUCACGGUCAAGAACGACCAUGGAGAGGCCAGCGUGUCUGUCGAGGUCAAUGUACAAGCUGUACCUGGCGUGCCCAUGGGCCCGCUGAGGGUGUCAGACGUCACACCUGAGACAUGUGUUCUCACCUGGGACACACCUGCCGACAACGGCGGCCUGCCUAUUAGUAACUACAUCAUAGACAAGUGCGAUGUCAAGCUGCCAGGUGCGUGGAUGAAGGUCAGUGCAGCAGUGAGGAAGACGACCCACAAGGUCACCAAGCUGAAGCACAAGGAGACGUACAUCUUCCGCGUGCGCGCCGUUAACUACAACGGAGCCGGCGAGCCGCUCGUCUCCGAGCCAAUCGUCGCCAAGCACUCAUUCGAUGUUCCGACCCAACCUGCCAAGCCCGUCAUCAGAGACGUCACCAGUGAGACGUGCGUCAUCACCUGGCAGGCGCCAGAGUCUGACGGCGGCUCCGAGAUUCUCGGAUAUGUGGUGGAGAGGAAGGAGCAUAGCGCCAUGAGGUGGCAGAGAAUUAACCGCGCGCUGGUGCGUGACACGGAACUGUCGCACGAGGACCUGACCGAGGGGCUGGAGUACGACUUCCGCGUGGCGGCCGAGAACAUGGCCGGGCGCGGCAAGUUCAGCCCGUCCUGCAUGCCCGUGCUGGCGCGGGACCCUGUCGGCAAGCCGCAGGCCCCGCAGAACGCCGAGGUGCUGGAGACCACCCGGGAGUCCGUCAGUCUGCUGUGGCAGCCGCCCAUGAGCGACGGAGGCAGCAAGAUCUACGGAUACAUCGUGGAGAAGAAGGACGACAAGACUGAAGAGUGGAAGAAGGCCCACAGCCUCUCCACCAUCAAACAAUGCGAACUGGUCGUGCCUGACCUGGAGGAAGGAAAGGGUUUGAACUUCCGGGUCAGCGCCGUGAACGAGUACGGCGUCGGCGAGCCUGCUCCGAUUGAGGGCAUCGUCUUCCCGAGGGACAUGGCGGCCCCGCCGGAGUGCAAGCUGGACGCGUCUCUGAAGCGCACCGUGACCGUGAAGGCAGGAGUCCCGCUCCGCUUCUACGUACCUGUGCGCGGGAAACCCUUCCCCAAGGUCACCUGGGUCAAGGACGACAGUGACCUGGAGAACCGUGCUAACAUCGAGAUCAGCAAGGUUGCGACCCAACUGGUCAUCGUAAACACGAACCGACGCGACGCCGGCCGCUUCGAGCUGACGCUGGAGAACCCCAGCGGCACCAAGACCGUCGGCAUCAACGUGAAAGUCAUCGACACACCUGGCGCUCCUGAGCACGUGCGUGUGCGUGACGUGACAAGGAACGCGGCCGUGAUCGCCUGGGCGCCGCCCCUGAAGGACGGUAGCAAGUCCAUCACGCACUACAUCCUGGAGAAGAAGGAGCCCAGCAGGCGCACCUGGACCACUCAAGACGCCAACAUCGUCAAGACGUCUUACCGCAUCACCAACCUGGUGGAAGGAAACAACUACCUGUUCAGAGUUCUCGCCGUGAACGACAUCGGCAUCGGCGAGCCCGGAGAGACGCCGGCUCCGAUCUUAGCCAUGGACCAAGUCGCUCCUCCGGAGCCUCCGAGGAAGGUGCAGAUUGUGGAGAUCACGCCGAUCAACGUCACUCUCACCUGGACCAGACCAGACUUCGACGGCGGCAGCCGCAUCACAAGCUACCUGGUCGAGAAAAUGGAGACAACCAAAGCCGAGUGGGAGCGCUGCACGGCCAUCAACGCCACGCGCUACUGCGUGACUGACCUGGCACCAGGUGACGAGUACACCUUCCGCGUGUCCGCACAGAACGUCGGCGCCACCAGCGAUCCCGUGGAGGUCGGACCUGUGGUCGCAAAGGAACAGAUCUAUGAACCUACCCUGGACCUGAGUCAGAUCCCGUCUGACGUCAUGACCGUGAAGGAGGGCAUUGACCUGAACCUUCCCGUGCUGUUCCGCGCCUGGCCUAAGCCGCGGAUCUCAUGGCUCCGCGGCCUGGGAGAGUUACGCGAGACGGACUCCAUGACCACCAAGAACACCAAGACCUCCACCACGCUCAUCGUGCGCAAGAUCAGGAAGGCUGACGCCGGCACGUACGCGGUGGUGAUCGAGAACAAGCUGGGAUCCGCCAGGGCAGAGUUCACCCUCAAGGUACUUGGCAAGCCCAGCCCAUGCAACGGCCCGGUUGAGUUCGAGGACGUCACUCCCGAGUCGAUCACGCUGAACUGGAAGGCUCCAGAUGACGACGGCGGCGCGCCGAUCUCCAACUACGUGGUGGAGAAAUCGGAGAACCGCGGCAUCACCUGGGUGUACGUCAGCUCGAACGUCAAGAGGUGCACGCUGCGCGUCACCAAACUGACCGAGAAUAAGGAGUACAUCUUCCGCAUUGCCGCGGAGAACAAGUUCGGCACCGGGAAGACCAUCACCUCGCCUUCGGUUCUUGCCAAGCUGCCCUUCGACCCACCAUCUGCUCCGCGUGACGUCACGAUCAGUGACGCCACCAAGGACGCGAUGCACGUGCGCUGGACGGCGCCCGCCAGCGAUGGUGGAUCGGAGAUUCUCGGAUAUGUCGUCGAACGGAAAGAACGUGGCGGGUCGCGAUGGAUGAAGGCCUCGCGCUACCCCGUCAAGAAGACCGAGUUCCACUCCACUGGACUUACUACAGGCAAAGAAUACGAAUACCGCGUGGCGGCUAUGAACGCCGCUGGAACCGGACCGCUCAGCGAGCUGUCCGACUUCGUGUACGCGUACGACCCCGUCACCCCGCCCCAGCGAGUUCGCCUGAUCGCCGUCACUAGGUCCUCCGUCACCCUUCGGUGGGAACCACCGCUAAGUGAUGGAGGAAGUAAGGUGAUCGGGUACAUCGUGGAGCGGCACAUGACGAAGGAAGGCGAGAAGUGGGUGGCCGUGCAUGCCGGAGUCAUCAACGACUUCAUGUACACCAUCAAGGGCCUGAUGAUGGGCGCGCGCUACGAGUUCCGCGUCUCCGCCAAGAACGCGGCGGGCAUCGUGGGACAGAAGAGCGAGAAGACGCCGCCUGUGGUCUGCAAGGACGACCUGGCCCCGCCCAAAGUGGCGAUGGAUGUGAAGAACAAGGACACCGUGGAGAUCAUGAAGGGACAGAUGAUGAGUCUGGUGGCCUGCAUCAGCGGGAAACCUCCACCGGACGUCGUCUGGUCCAAGGGUAACCGGCCACUCAUCGAGAGCCCCAGGAUCAAGUUCAAGGUCACGGAUCGCGUCGCCAUAGUGACCAUCCAUGACGUUGAUCGUCCUGACGACGGCGUGUACACGUGCACUGUGAAGAAUAACAGUGGAGUGGACGACGCCCAAGUGAAAGUCCACGUUCUAUCCCGCCCUGGCCAGCCCACGGAGCUCGCGAUCGGCGAGGUCACGCCCGACUCCGUGAAGCUGAACUGGGGACCGCCUGACGAUGAUGGUGGAAUGCCCAUCACUAACUACAUCGUAGAGCGUUGCGACCCCAAGACACCUGACGACUGGGUCAAGGUGAGCUCCGCAAUCAGGAAGACUGACUACAAGAUUACCAAGCUGACCCAUGGUUCCUCCUACCUGUUCCGCAUCCGUGCUGCUAACUACAACGGGCCCGGCGAGCCGCUCAUGACUCCGGCCAUCGUGGCCAAGUAUCAGUUCGACACGCCGAGCGCGCCCGGCAAGCCCGUAGCGAAGAACGUGACAAAGGACAGACUGACUCUGAUGUUUGACGAGCCUGCCUCGGACGGCGGCUCCCACAUCAUCGGGUACUGGGUGGAGCGCAAGGAGCGAACAUCCGUCCGCUGGGAGAGACUCAACAGGGAGAUUCUUGGCCCUGACGAGAGGAAGAUUGUUGUGGAUGACUUGGAGGAAGGACUGGACUACGAGUUCCGCGCGUCUGCCGAGAACCGGGCGGGCCGCGGCAAGAACAGCCCCGCUUCCAUCCCGUACACUGCCGCCGACCCUGCAGGAAUGCCGGGACUUGUUGAGACACCCGAGGUGAUCGACUGCACGCCGACAACUGUGUUGAUGCAGUGGGGCCCGCCCUCUACUGAUGGCGGCGCGCGCGUCACAGGGUACAUCGUGGAGAACCUCAUCCUGGGAGAGGAGGAGUGGCACAAGUGUCACCUCAAGGAAAAGAUCCGCCAGACGGAGCUCCUGGUGACGGACCUGGUGGAACUGCAGGCUUACAAGUUCAGGGUCAGCGCGGUCAACGACCUCGGCGUGGGCAAGCCCAACGAGGUUCCGGGCUGGACUGCACCAAGAGAACUCAAGGUGCCGCCAGACCUGGUGAUGGACGCCCUGUACAAGCGCAUGGUGACCGUGCGUGCCGGGGAACAGAUCAAGUUCUACAUCCCCAUCAAGGGCAAACCUGUGCCCACUGCAACAUGGGAGAAGGAGGACAGUGACCUGGAACACCGCGCCGAAAUCGACACCACCGACAAGGACACCCAGCUGGUGAUCCAGUCUGCGGACCGCCGCGACGCCGGCCGCUUCGAGCUCACGCUGGAGAACGACUCCGGCACCAAGAGCGUUGGCAUCAACGUCAAGGUUAUCGACACCCCCGGCGCGCCUACCAACCUGAAGGUGCGUGACGUGACCAAGAACGCCGCCAUCGUGUCCUGGGGCCCGCCCAACAAGGACGGCGGGAAGGCCAUCAGCGGCUACACCCUGCAGAAGAAGGAAGCCAGCAUGAGGAUGUGGUCCACUGUGGAGGAAAACCUCUACAAGACGACGUUCCGUGUGAAGACUCUGGUGGAAGGUAACCACUACCUGUUCCGCGUCAUGGCCAUCAACGACAUCGGCGUGGGCGAGCCGGCAGACACCGUGGAGCCCAUCCUGGCCAUGGAUCCUGUCGAGCCCCCAUCGCCUCCGAAGAACCUGAAGAUCACCGAGAUCACCCCUUACAGCAUCAGCCUCACCUGGGGCAAGCCUGACUUUGACGGCGGCAGCGCCGUGACGAGCUACAUCGUGGAGAAGCUGCACAUGAGCGCCGAGCAGCCCGAGUGGGAGAAGUGCACGGCCAUGAGCGCUACUCGCUACACCGUCACGGACGUCAUCGCGCACGACGAGUACAAGUUCCGCGUCAUGGCGCAGAACGUCGGCGCCGUCAGCGAGCCUGCAGAGACCGAGCCUGUCGUGGCCAAGGAGCAGCUCUUUGCUCCUGAGCUUGACUUGAGCAGUCUCCAUGGCGACAGCAUCACCGUGAAGGAGGGCACCAACAUCGCCAUCAAGAUCGGCAUGAGCGGCACGCCGCUGCCGAAGGUGGUGUGGUCUCGCGGCCUGGGCGUGCUGAGGGAGUCCGACCACUGCCUGACCAAAACCAACCACGAGUCCACCACGCUGUUCAUCAGGAAGGUUCAGAAGAGGGACCAGGGCAGCUACAGCGUCUCCGCCGAGAACAAGGUCGGCAAGGAGUCCGCAACGUUCAACGUCAACGUGCUAGGCAAGCCUGGCCCGCCUGUUGGCCCUAUCGAGAUCGAGGAGGUCUCCCCAGAACAUGUGACCAUCAGCUGGCAGCCGCCAUUGGACGACGGCGGAAGCGGCAUCUCCAACUACGUGGUGGAGAAGUCCGACAACCGCGGUGCAUCCUGGGUGUACGUCAGCGCCGGCGUGAAGAGGACGAAUCUGAAGAUCACGAAACUGACGGAGAACGCGAGUUACAUCUUCCGCGUCGGCGCCGAGAACAAGUACGGCGUUGGCAAGGGAAUCACAUCCGGAGUGGUCGUUGCCAAGCAUCCCUAUGAUCCUCCAUCGCCACCACGAAACCUGAAGGUGACGGAGGUGAACCGGGAGUCCGCUUUCCUGAAGUGGACGUCGCCUGAGGACGACGGUGGUUCGGAACUCGCCGGGUACGGCGUGGAGAAGCGCGAGCGCGGCAGCCAGAAGUGGAUGCGCGCCGUGCGCUACGUGCUGAAGAAGUGCGAGUUCCAGGUCACCGGUCUGACGGAGAAUGCAGAAUACGAGUUCCGUGUGUAUGCAGUCAACGCUGCUGGCAACGGCAAGCCAUGUGACGCCACGCCUCCCGUGAGGAUCGUAGACCCUGUCUCCCCGCCGCAGGACGUGCGGGUUACCAAGGUAACGCGCGCCUCCGUCUCCCUGCACUGGUACAAGCCCCGCACAGACGGAGGCUCCCGCAUCAUCGGCUACAUGGUGGAGAGGAUGAACGUCAAGGAGGAGAAACCCAAGUGGGUUCUCGUACACACAGGUGUUAUUAACGACAUUGAGUACACCGUGAAGGGCCUGAUCUCGGGAGACCGCUAUCAGUUCCGCGUCACGGGCAAGAACGCAGCGGGAGUGAUCGGAGAGAGCUCCGAGCCCACCCCUGCUGUCGUCUGCAAGGACGAUAUUGCUCCUCCCAAGCUUGACCUGAAGGUGAAGGACAAGCUGCAGGUGGACGCAGGUGAGACGAUCAAACUGACGGUGGGAGUGCACGGGAAGCCCGACCCCGACCUGACCUGGACCCGCGGCCGCACCACGCUCAUGAAGGCCGACCGCAUCCGCUUCGAGAAGGCGGAGAAGAACUUCUCUGUCGUCAUCAAGAAUGCGGUGCGUGCCGACAGCGGGACGUACGUCCUGAGCGCCAAGAACAACAGUGGCGUCGCCGACGUCAAGAUCAACGUCAACGUCAUCGGUAAACCAGGCAAGCCAGUCGGCCCGGUCAAGGUGUCCGACAAGACGCCUAACUCCUGCGUGCUCACCUGGGAGAGACCUGAAGACGAUGGUGGCCUGCCCAUCAGCAACUUCCUCAUCGAAAAGUGCGACAUGAAGUCACCUGGGCAAUGGGCUAAGGUGAGCGCUGCUGUGAGGAAGACUUCCUACAAGGUCACGAAGCUGACCCACAACUGCACCUACAUGUUCCGCAUCUCCGCCGUGAACUACAGCGGGGCCGGCGAGCCGCUCAUGUCCGAGAACGUCGUGGCCACCUGGCCGUUCGGUGUCCCCACCGCGCCGGGCAAACCACAGACAAGCGACGUCACCAAGGACAGCGUCACCGCCAAAUGGAACCUGCCAGAAGACGACGGCGGGUCCGAGAUUCUUGGCUACAUCUUGGAGCGUAAGGAGCGCAUGGCCCUCCGCUGGGAGCGCGUCAGCAGGACGCUCAUCAAGGAGACGUCUUACACCAUGAACGACUUAGAGGAGGGUCUGGAGUACGAGUUCCGGGUCUGCGCCAACAACAUGGCCGGGAACGGGAAGUACAGCCCCGCCAGCCUGCCAGUGGUCGUGCGCGACCCGCUGGGCAAGCCGCAGCCGCCCGUCAACCCGGUUGUCGCGGAGACCACGCGGUCUUCCGUGUCGCUGGAGUGGCAGAAGCCAGAGUUUGAUGGCGGAAGCCGAGUCAUCGGUUACGUCGUUGAACAACGCAGGAGCGACUCCGACGAGUGGUCCAGGAGCCACACCAAGAGUAUGGUGCGUCACGAGGACCUCAUCGUCACCGACGUGGAGGAAGGAAAGGGCUACUACUUCCGGGUCAGCGCCGCCAACGAGUGUGGCGUGAGCGCGCCGGCGGCCGUGGAGGGCAUCGUCACCGCUAAGGACAUGAUGGAGGCCCCGACUCUGGAGCUGGACAUCAGUCUGCGUCGCGCCAUCGUGGUGCGAGGGGGCGCUCCUAUCCGCAUCUACAUCCCCAUCAGGGGCAAGCCCUUCCCCAAGAUCACCUGGGAGAAGGAGGACAGUAACCUGGAGCACCGCGCUGCCAUCGAGACGAGCGAGAUCGCCACACAGCUGAUGAUCCCGUCUGCCGAUCGCCGCGACGCCGGCUACUUCAACCUCAGCCUGGAGAACUCCAGCGGUACUGCAACCGCACAGAUCCUCGUCAAAGUGCUCGACACCCCCGGACCGCCCACCAACGUACGUGUCCGUGACGUCACCAAGGGAACCGCCAUCAUCCAAUGGGGCGCUCCCGAGAAGGACGGCGGGAAGGCCGUGACGAACUACCUGCUGCAGAAGCGCGAGAUCAGCCGCAAGACGUGGGACACGGUCGAGACGCGCAUCUACAAGACGUCUUACCGCGUCACCAACCUGGUGGAAGGAAACCAGUACUACUUCCAGAUCCUGGCUGAGAACGUGUACGGCAUUGGCGUGCCGCAGGCUAGCGACGAGGCAAUCCUUGCUAUGGACCCAGUUGACUGUCCAGACCCACCAAGGAAGCUGGAGAUCACUGAGAUCACCAAGACGACCGUCUCCCUUGCCUGGCAGCGCCCAGAGAAUGACGGUGGCAGCCGCAUCACAUCGUACAUCAUCGAGAUGCUGCCCGCUGGCCAGGAGGAGUGGAUUCGGUGCUCAGUGCUGAACUCCCUCCGCUACACUGUCACGGAGCUCACCACGGGACAGGAGUACCAGUUCCGCGUGUCCGCUCAGAACGUGGGCGCCAUCAGCGCGCCGAGGGAGCUGCCGCCUGUGGUCGCAGCCGAGCAAAUCAACCCACCAGAGCUUGACCUGUCCGCCCUGCCGCGUGACGAGGUUGUUGUGAAGGAAGGAGCUGACAUGACCCUGCGGGUUCCCUUCUCAGGAACUCCCCGCCCAACCAUCACCUGGCUCCACGGCCUCGGACCCAUGGUCGAGUCCGACAGCAAGGUGACCAAGACAAACCACACUUCCACGUCCCUGAUCAUCCGUAAGACGAUGAAGCGCGACGCUGGAAAGUACACCAUCAAGGCCGUCAACAACUUGGGCUCCCAGACCGCCGACAUCAACAUCAAGGUGCUGGGCAAACCUGGCCAGGUGACCAACAUCCAGGCUAGCGACAUCACACCUGAGCACUGCGUGCUCACCUGGGACGUGCCCACUGACGACGGCGGCAGCCCUAUACAGAGCUACAGCGUCGAGCGGUCGGACAACCGCGGCAUGACCUGGACCUUCGUCAACAUGAGCGCGAAGAGGCCGUACUGCCGCGUGACCAAGCUCGUCGAGGGGAAGACCUACAUCUUCCGUAUUGCUGCCGAGAACAAGUUCGGCGUCGGCCCAACGUACAUGUCUGGUGCCGUGGACGCCAAGCUUCCGUUCGACCCGCCAGCGCCACCUACCGACUUGCAGGUAUCUGACAGGAGGAAGGACAGCAUGACCGUGUCCUGGAGUGCCCCUGCUGAUGACGGUGGAUCCGAGAUCACCGGCUACAUGCUGGAGAGGCGCGAGCGCAACAGCAACCGCUGGAUCAAGGUCACCAAGGGAGUCAUCCACAAACGCGAGGUCAGGUCUACUGGCCUGAUCGAAAACCUAGAGUACGAGCACCACGCCUUCGCUCUCAACGCCGCCGGCGCGAGCAAGCCCAGCGACACCAGCGGGUUCUUCCGCGCGGUGGAUCCCGUGGGCGUGCCGGACGACCUGCGCAUCAUCGACGUCACGCGUGCAUCCGUCACGCUGAGCUGGAAGUCUCCUCUUCAGGACGGCGGCGCUCGCAUCGUCGGGUACGUGUUGGAGCGUCGCCAGGUGAAGAAGGAGGGACCCCCACAGAAGUGGGUGCAGGUACACACAGGUGUGAUUAAGGAGAAGACCCUCAAGUGCAAGGGCCUCAUCAAGGGUGAGAAGUACGAGUUCCGCGUGCAGGCCAAGAACGCGGCCGGCAUCACGAGCGAGUUCUCUCAGCCCACCGUCCCGAUCAUCUGCAAGGAUGACCUGAGACCGCCCAAAUUGACGCUGGACUUCAAACUGAAGGAGAAGAACACCAUCGCCAUCGGAGAAAGCUUCAAGCUGGCCGUCAUGGUCGCAGGGAAGCCCGCUCCGGAAAUCGUCUGGUCCAAGGACGGGAAGAGGCUAGCCAAGACGGAUCGUCUUCGCUUCGAGCACACUGACAAGUACACUGCCGUGCUGAUUAAGAACGCCAGCCGCAAGGAGGCGGGUCUGUACUCAGUACGCGCCACGAACGACAGCGGCGAGGACAGAGUGCAGGUCACUCUGGCCGUGGAAGACAAGCCUGGAGCGCCCCAAGGCCCGGUCCAUGUGGUGGACAUCUGCCCCGAGUACGCCGUGAUCAGCUGGGACGUACCGGCAGACGAUGGAGGAACAGCCAUAACCAACUAUAUUGUGGAACGCUGCGAUGUGAAGGCACAGAACUGGGUGAAGGUCAGCUCAGCCGUGAGACAGACACGGAUCAAGAUUACGAAGCUGGUAGCUGGCUCCGCAUACCAGUUCCGCGUCUUCGCGCAGAACGUCAACGGGGUUGGACAACCGCUGGUCUCCGACGUCAUCAUCGCCAAGUGGCCAUUUGAUCCACCAAUGGCACCUGAUGCACCAAAACCGAUCAGCGUCACAAAGGACUACGUCCAACUGUCCUGGGCACCGCCCGCGGAGGACGGAGGGUCAGAGGUCCUUGGUUACCAUGUCGACCGUAAGGACGUCACGCACACGAACUGGACGCGCGUGAACCGCCGCCUGCUGCGAGAGUUGGAGUACGAGAUCGGCGGGUUGGACGAGGGACACGAGUACGAGUUCCGUGUUCUGGCGGAGAACGUCGCCGGGGAAAGUAAGCCCAGCGCCGCCUGUCCGCCAGUCAUCGUCCGUGACCCUGUCGGUACGUAG